Molecule: messenger RNA, 45420 nt
Organism: Pelobates cultripes (western spadefoot toad)
Lineage: Eukaryota; Metazoa; Chordata; Amphibia; Anura; Pelobatidae
Source: the annotation of a GenBank genome assembly
CUGAUGAUGGUGUAUUGCUUUCCUCUUUGUAGGUAAUGCAAAAACUUCUGUGAGAAAUUUCAACUGUGUUUGGUACAAUAGUAAGUACAUCAAUUGCACAUGGUUACCUGGAGAGAAAGCACCUCCCAAAGUCAACUACACUUUACAUUACUGGUUAGUAUAAAGUUAAUUCCUCUCAGUUCUAAGAUGUGAUAAGUGAAGUAUAUAAAUGAAGCCAUUAUGCAGUAUUGUAAGUGAUGCCAUGGUAAAACUUCAUGUGAACUAUCUUAGUAGAGUUUGCGUUUUUACUUUAAUUUUAGUAAAUGCCCACUUCUAAAUGUCCAUAGUCCAAAGUUGUCAAAUGGUGGGUAAGCAUGUCUGAUCCUUUUUUUUUUUUUUUUCAAGAAAUCUGGAUGAAUUCAAUUUCUUCCAAGCAACAUUCACAUGUUUCAUACAACUCUAAAUUGUAGGAGAUUACAUUUUGGUUUAUUCAGUGGUUUUCAUGCAUUUGUCUACCAUAACAAGUCGGCAGUGGGAAUUUUUUUAUUUUUUUUUUAUCUACAUAAUUUGAAUAAGAAACCUGUGUAAAGUGCGCAGAAGAAAUAGUAGUUGCACUUUUCACAGAUUUUCAACAACACUGAAAAACCAAAUAACUCUAAAUACCACUUUGCACCCAAAAACUAUUCAAUCAACUUUUUUCUACAUGUUCAAAGGCAAGUCAGGCUAAUUGUGUUGUUAAAGGUACUCUAAGAGCUAAAACGAACACCCCUUAUAUUUCUUGUGCAUUUUUAUAUAAUCAUAUUGCUUUCUGUGCUUCUUCAAUCUAGAAACUCUUAGGCUGCUAGUCUGUCAUUUAUUGUGAUACGAAGUCUCCCCAUAUACUUUUCAUUUCAAUUAGUAUGAAUGCUUCCCUUCCGUUAAUUGAAGUGCUAGUGGGAUGAACAAUUACCCUAACACUAAUUGCCCAAAGCUUAAGAAGAAGGCCUCCAUCGAUUUUUAUUAAAAAAAAAAAUACGCCUUCACUAGAUUUUAGAAAAAAUAAAAUACCCAAGAUAAAAUAAUGUUUUUAAUAAUUGAUUUAUUCAAGCCUUGCAAACUGAUUACCUAGAGUCAUACUCUUCUGACCAUUAAAUCAGGCUUCUAAAAUAAAAAAUAAAUGUGAAAUUCUCAGAAGUAAACAUCGUAAUUAAAGCUAAUGUUAAGUGAUAUCCUAAAAAUUGAAGUUAAGUUAAUAAAAUGUAAAUGAUUUCAAAAACAAAAAAAUUGUAAGGACCCUGUGCAAAAUGAUGAUGGCAGUGAAGUCUUUUGGAUAUCAAGAAUAGUCUGAAGGCCACUAGAGGUACGAUUUAGUUCAAAUGAAAACAUUGCGAUUUUUCUGGUGUUUUGAAAUCUUUUACACUGUCAGACGAAAGAGGAAGCAUUUAUGCAUCAAAACCACAAGAUCAAGAUGCAGUGGCUUUGAUAUUUAAAUGGCCGUUAAACAAUAUAACUGCUUUCAUUCUCUAAAUUGAAAACAUUUAAGUAAAAUGUAAUCUUAAAAACAUAUAACAGUCUAAAUCAGACCACAAAAAAUAGCUGUUUAGAUGAAACUGUUAAUUACGUUUGUGGAGGUUAAAUGAUAAAAUAAGCCUUUCAAUGUUAAAUUGCUAUUAUUAAGCAAUUUAAUUAUAUAUUUUUUUCCAUAUGUUUCAGGGUGAAAAGUGAGAGUUCUAACAUGGAACUAAAAGUACCUCAUUCUCGACUGUAAGUAACAUGGAAAUUAUAUAAAAGGAUAAAAUGAUAAUAUAUAUCGAUGUGGGCCGGGAGUGUAUCUAAAAAAAAAAAAUAUAUAUAUAUACAUAUAUAUAUAUAUAUAAAAACCUCUUUAGUACUGAAUACAUUUUUAAUAAAUGACUGAGAUAUUCGUAUGUUAGUGGAUGAAUCCAUUUUUAAGUUUUUGUUAUGCAUUAGUUCUGCUGUAAUUUCAAAGUGAAUUCAAUGUGAAUUCCAAAUUAAAGGUAAAAAAAAAGCUCAGCUUAACCCCUUAAGUGUGAAUCCAAGAUUAACAUGUGAAUACAAUAUUAACAUGUGAAAAAAUAAACUGGAAUAAUGCAACACAAACAGUUGCGCUCACACUUUAACACAAUCGCAGCUAUAUAUAAAUCCCUUGAUUUUACAAAUACCUUGUCUAGGAUUCCAAAUAUUUUCUUCAGUUAUAGGUGAGAUAGUACAAAAGAGAGAAUUACAGUUGUAAAGGUACAAAAUUGUAAAAUGUGGUAUGCUAUAACAGAAAAAAAGAAUUUGCACAACAGUUCACAGAAUCUAGACUAUUUGAUAAGUAAUCUAGCUGCAUUUUGGUACAGUUUAUGUCAAAUACUGUAACAUUUGUAUAUUACCAAUUAGAUAUAUGCAUUCAGUUUUGGAGCUAGAAAGAAAAUUUUGGUUUUUGGUUAUUUAGUCAGGAAAAGAAAGGGAAAGCAUUGUUCUCCUAAUGUCAGAAUGACUGAAUGUCUCAAUGACCGAAUGUCGGUCAAACAACAUUUGAUCAUUUAGUUAAUAUUGUGAACGACAUGAAAUUCAGCCAAUCACAGUCCGGCAAACACAAGGUCUGGUGAGCGUGUUUUAUUACCAAUCCCGUGAUCACACUCACAGACCAAUCAUCAUGCAAUGCUAGUUUGAGUGUUUUUGAGUGUGAUUGAUUUAAUGUUUUAUGAGCCAAUCAGUGUCAUGUUCCUACCGAAUGAGACCAGUGUUGAACUUGUAUCGAGUACUGCCUGACUAGCUCUUAUUUCCUAUUGAUGCUGGAACAAUGAGAGUGAGUCAGUAUAAGCUGAAUAACAGUGUAGCACUGUUGGCUUGUUGGACUGCAGUCUUUUAGCUAGCUAGCUAGUUUGUGGAGCUAGUGACAGAACAGACUAGUCCGACAGAGAGAAUAAAACUUAACCACUGGAGAUUUUAUCUGCCUUCUCCUUUUUUGAACUGAUUAAACUGACCUGUGUAAAGCAGAUUACUUUUUAACUGGUUUGCAGGGGCAUGAAUUAACAGUGACCAGUGAACUAACUGGAUUGUGUUGAGUUAGAUGUUGGAUUGAAUUGUGUUCUAUUCUGACAGCGUUCAGUCUUUUUUUCUAGUCUAAGAGAAAUUGAGCUGGUUAAUAAAAACUGAUUACAGAAAGGACUAAUUUUUUUCCAAUAGUUUAAUUAGUUUAACUAUGUUUUCAUAGUACAAGGAAGGUGCUGGUAGUGUCCUACAUCAGUCCAGGGUAGGGGAUCUUAGUUGCAGUUUAUUAGCUGUUAUUCAAGAACUGCUAUGUUCACAGCUGCAGGGUUAAAACUACGGGGACCUGGCACCCAGAUCACUUCAUUGAGCUGAAGUGGUCUGGUGCCUAUAGUGGUCCUUUAAAAAUGAAAAAAAUCUGUAAAAAGUAAAACAAAUUUAAAGCUUUUUUUCUUGAAAAAAUUAGUGCGCUGAAUAUAUAUUCCACUUCAUUCAGUCCACGUGUUUUUCUUUGUAUUUAUGUUUAUGUUUAAGUACCCUUACCAGAGAUGUGAUGGAAAGUCACUCAUCACUAGUGUCAGCAAUGUGUGAAGAUGUAUAACCUUGGAACCCUCCUCUGAUAAAGUGCUUGAGAAAAUUGUAACAGGCCUGGAGGAAGAGGAGGAAUUAGUUAAGGAUCCACAGGAAUAAGAGAAGGAUCAGGAGACUACUGUGACGACUACAUUUCAUUAAAAAAAGAGAGAAGGGUGGUAGUAGUAAAUGUACAUAGUUUGAUAGAGUCAGCAGUUACCCUAGUUGCCCUGAAACCAGCUGUGUCACACUUACUAGUAAGUAACUAGUAGCACUUAAUAUGAAGUAGCAGUAGUUGUUUAAUGGAAUAGGAGCAGAGCUGCAGUAGAUCCCCAUUUAACGUCCAGCAGGUCUACAGCAUAGGGGAACAGUGUGAGAGUAUAUUCAUUCUGUUGGUGAGGGGCAUUUGGCAAAAUCCAGGCUGUGUGGCAAGUAGCAGUCGCACCUUCUGCAUGUCCCGGGAAUAAGGAAGAAGAUCAAGCUAGUCACCAAAGACUAUGGGGUGGGGCCCAAAAAGACAAUGCCAGGCCCGUCAGCUGACCCUUGAGGAAUUUGGCCCUGUACAUGUCAUGGGCAUGUCAAUUAAGAUGACAAGAUUAAUAGGCAGCUUAUUGCUGUUCAGGGAGUGUAUUUUGCCCCAGUAAAAGGUAAGUCAUUCAAACAAAUGAUACAGGCUUUUGAUGCCACCCAGGGCCGUCUUUAACACAGGGCAAACGGGGCAGCUGCCCUGGGCCCAGUUACUCCUGGGGGGCCCAAAGCAGCUGCCCUGUGGGCCCACAACAAUUUGGAGGGGCCUAUCAGGUGGCCCAUGCAUGGGUGUCUCUGAACAGGCACCCGGUGGGGUGCCAUGGCCCUUUAAGAGCAGACCGGGCCCCUGUAGUCUUAGCUGGAUGGGAGGAAGUGACAGCCGAUCACUUCCUCCCAGCUUUAGCAGAGAGCACCGCGGGAGGAAGGAGGCAGCAGCAGGUAGCAGCAUGGGGGGGGAGAGGCAAGAAUGAGCUUCUGCUCAUUCCCACUCCCAUCAGCCUCAGCCAGCUCUAAGCUGAGUUGAAGGUAAGUGUAUCCAGUCCCUGAUCCUUUCCUUCUGCGUGAAUGGCUGCAGCUAGGAUAGUUUUUAGAAAAACCACCCCACUCAAUGCCCCUGCCCUGCUUUCCCCCACUUACUGCUUAUCUUCUCUGUGCCCCCACUUACUGCUUAUCUUCUCUGUGCCCCCACUCUCUGCCCCUGCCCUGCCUUCCCCCACUCACUUCUUCUCUUCUCUGUGCCCCCAAUCUCUGCCCUGCCCUGCCUUCCCCCACUCACUUCUUCUCUUCUCUGUGCCCCCACUCUCUGGCCCUGCCCUGCCUUCCCCACUUCUUAUCUUCUCUGUGCCCCCACUCUCUGCCCCUGCCCUGCCUUCCUCUACUCACUCCUUCUCUUCUCUAUGCCCCCACUCUCUGCCCCUGCCCUGCCUUCCCCCACUUACUUCUUCUCUUCUCUGUGCCCCCACUCUCUGCCCCUGCCCUGCCUUCCCCCACUCACUGCUCCUGCCUUCCUCCCUCACUGCUUUUUUUACCCUGUGCCCCCACUCACUGCCUUUCUACUAUGUGCCCCCACUCACUGCUUUUUUUCUGUUUAGAUUAGUUUAAUUAUUGCUGCAGUUGCAUUUAAGCACAAGUGAUGAGAGGAUGAGAUACAUAAUUGGUGUGUAUUUGUUUUGUAUUUUAUAUUUAAAUUCUUUUUUUUUGUUGUGCAUUACAUAUAACAGUACCAGCUUGCCUUGCCACAGCAGCAUCAGUAUUUACAAGCUUUGUGCCUCCUCCAACUCUCUGCUCCUGCCGUGCUGCAAACAUAAAAAUUAUCACAUGUAUGUCAGAGUGUGUGUAUCUGUGUGUAUGUGUAUGUAACUGUGUCAGUGUGUAUCUGAGUGUUUAUGUGCCAGUGUGCAUAUCAGAAUUUGUGUGCAUGUGCCAGUGUGUGUAUCUGUGUGUCAAGGUAUGUGCAUGGGUCAGUAUGUUUAUAUGUGUGUUGAGGUGUAUGUAACUGUGUAUGUGUAUACAUCCCAGCAAUCAAAAACAACAUGCAAACACAUCCCUGAUAACACAAACAUUACAGACAAACACACCCCUGAUUUCAAACUCAAAAUUAUAUAUAAAACACACCCUUUACCCAAACACCAAUACUAUACACAAAUGUUUAGAAGACAACACUACAUUCUAUAACAACCCUGAAGGCAAAUAUUACAUACAAACAAAACCCAGUAUUAAAAUGCCAAAAUGAUAUGCAUACACCAACUCACAGUUACACACCUGCAUUUAAAAGUCAACCAUACAUACAAACACACACCACUGCAUUCAAACGCAAACACUACACACAGGUACACCUUUGCAUUCCAAUUGUAAUAGUACAUACAAAUACACCUCUACAUGCACACAUAUACUCUAUACAAAAACAGGCUUACAUUCAAAUGCACAAACACUGCACACAAAUACAACCCUACAAGGAUGGGCAAAGUAUAGAUCCCCAGCUGGCAUAGCAUCGUGGGAGUUGUAUGACAGAUGGGGAUGUAUCUUUUCGCCACUCUUGUGCUAGAGGGGGAGGCCCAAACAACUUUCUUGUACCAGGGCUUCUCUGCAUUAGUUCCGCCACUGGGUUGGAGUGUAAGGCAUGAUUGCAUGCCAGGGAGUGGGAGGGCAGCAGGGUCCAGGGGGCCAAAGCAAAUGCUUGCCCAGGGUCCAAUCACUAUUAAAGACGGCCCUGAUGCCACCAGCUUCUAGAACAACAUUUAGCAGGAAAGCAGUAUCCUGUCUGCAAUGCUCGUGUGCAUCACUUUUAAAGGGGGAUCUGUGUAAGGACGCUUUCUUGUUUCUAACGGCAUUUUGGUGGCAGCCAAAAUGUCUCAUGUGCAUCAAGCACAUCAGGUGACAGGAGUAGGGAUAGUGCAGGUUUUAGACCUUUUCUACAUGAAGAGAUAAUAGAUCAGCAGCACAGCUCAGCUAGCAUUCUGAAGGCUCUCUGAGCCUAAUAGAGAGAUGUUGAUAGAUUUCCAGACACUAACACAGCAGCGAGAGGGCUGGUCAAAAGUUGAAAGAGCACCAAGAUCAAGCACGUUUGCCACUGUAUCCAAGAUGUUGUGACACUGGAGAACACUACCUUGGAGGUGAUGGAACACAUCCUCGAUUAGCAGAAAGCGAUACAAUCCUUAUCAUAAGAAAGGAGCAUAGUAGUGAGCAUGAGCAUGAGCAUGUUCACUGGGGAAAGAGGAACUAUAGGUCAGAUAGUGGCAGCACUUAAGCCUUUCAAGGGUCCCAAAGACAAUUUAAGUCAAGCCACAGCAAGCCUUGGGCAGGUGAUUCCAUUAUUCAUGUUGUAAAGAGCAACAUGGAACCAGUCAUAGAGAGUCAAGAGGAUGAAACUGGAGAGAGGUUCAUUCAGACAUGGCAGUUUUUCUAUAUUCAUUUCUAUUUUUUUUUUUUAUUGAAAGUUUAGGUGCAUGAAAUGAUCAACACCACUCCAAUGUUAAUGCUGGCUACCAUUUGUGAACCAAGAAUAAAGCCUAAUAUAGCUGUCAGAAGUAAUACCGUGCCUAUAUAGAAAGACAAACUAGUUAAUAAAGUGCAUGAGAUGCAGAAAAAGGUAUGAUGGAAUAUCAGCAGCAGGUGACAAUAGGAGAAACAACAAUUCAAAAAAAUUAUUGUGAAACUCCUUGUUGCAGUGUAGCUCUGAGCAGCAGAGAUCCUCCUCCUUAGCUGGUGUCUGUGAUCGUGGAGCUAUAGAGAGUGGAGCAGCAACCGUUUGGGUCAAGGUUCUUACUAGAGCCAUGGAGGGGAGGAAUGGGUGGAGCCACAUGAUCAUCCCAGAGUACCACCUCUGAAUAGGUGAAAGCAUAUCUGUUAGAACCUACUUUGUCUCCAAUUACAGAGCCUCUUACUGGGAACUAAAAAGUCAGGUCACUGGCAACAUCAUCAAUCCCCAGUGGUCAAAGCUCUCACCAGAUUUAGUUAAAGGACCACUAUAGGCACCCAGACCACUUCAGCUUAAUGUCCAGCUAGGGUUAACCCUUUUUUUCUAUAAACAUAGCAGUUUCAGAGAAACUGCUAUGUUUAUAUUAGGGUUAAUCCAGCCUCUAGCGGCUGUCUCAUUGACAGCCGCUAGAGGCGCUUGCGUGCUUCUUACUGUGAUUUUCACCGUGAGAAGACGCCAGCGUCCAUAGGAAAGCAUUGUGAAUUUGUGUUUUCCUGGCACUAUAGUCCUUUAAGAAAUGUAUUUAUUUUUUUUUUAAAUCACAUAUCCAAGAUUUGCUAUCCAUGUCUACCGGAUAAUGCAGAUUGAUUGUAGAGGAACCAUUAGCCCACUUUUUAUAUUCUUUUUUUGUUUUAGGUGUGCGAUGGCCACUUCUUUCCUGGGUUCACGUCCAAAACAGUCAGUUGUUGCUAGUAUAAGUUAAAAUAUCCCCCUUUAGGGAUGUUGGUACUGGGGUAGGGCUGCAUUACUUCACCCUGUAGAGCACUGCAGCGUUUCAUUAGCAUUUUGCAGGGACCUAAUAAAAAACGGCUCAAUUUUUUGACAGUCUGCCACCUCUCUACCUAGGCUCACAUUCAAAUGCAGCUGCUGUAACUGACUCUGGCUGAGUAUACUCCCUUGCCACUUGCCUUUAUUUAUAUUUAUUAUCUUUUCUCAAAACCUGGGUGCAGCCAUUUUGCUCUCCUCUGUCCACGACAUCUGCUUUAAGCUCCAACUAUUGUCAGCUUUUGUCAAUUUUACUCCUAAACAUAAGGAAAAGAAGUCCCUACUUCACCUUAUGUGUUUUAUGAAAAAUAGCGCUUUUUAAAAUAAGAAUAAAAAUAAAAUGAGAUUCAGACACAGUGAGCUAUAAAGGGCAUUAUUGGUGACAGAGAAGCUUUAAUUCUUAAGUGGUGCUGACAUGGCUAAAAGCUAGGAAAAGACAAUUAUAGUAAAUGUUUGGUUUUCUUUUAAAUCUGUUUUCAGUUCUAACUAUUUGGAUUUGAAUUUUUUAUAGGUUUGAAGAGUUCUUAGACACGGCCCAGACUUGCAGCCAGUAUACCUAUGAGAAUGGGGUUCCUGUAGGAUGCCAUUUUGAAUUUACCAAUGAAACAGAAGAACUUCAGUUUGUGGUUGCAGACGUAAUUAAUAAAAACAUUGAGCCGUUCUACUCAUGGAUGAAACCUUUUUCUAAAUGUAUGUUUUAUUCAGUGCAAUAACAUUAUAUAUUUAGCAAAUACCAAUGUAGACUUGAAUUGUUGUAUGUGAUACACAAUUGAGGUUGUAGCUGACCCUCCAUUUUUUUUGAGAUCGUGUAGGACUGAAAAAGGAAAGAACUUGUGUCCCUCCACUAUUUCUGGUUUCUCCAUAGUGAUACAGUACAAAUAUUUAAACCCCUUUUUGGCAGGGCCUUCUAUAUAUCUAAUAUAGCUCUUUCAUAACGUCCUAUUGACAUACAGGUGAGCUCCCUGUUGUUAAUUUUAGUUAUGGAAAAAGUAUAAUUAAAACUUGUGCAAGGUAAUCACGUCUGACUAAAUGCUAAAUUAACUUACGCAAAGGGUUUUGUUGAUUUUUGUUCAUGAAUGAAACAAUUCUGUGUCAGCUAUAUUUAUAUGAGACUAGUGUACAACUUUAAAUUGAUUGCAAUGAGACAGCUAUACGUGUAUCUUUAAAUGGUUUAUGAAGGACGUAUAGCUGUAUAUGUGACUCUAAUCAUCUCCGUUUAAUUGUCAAUUUAUUUUUAUUUUUCUUACGCCAAAAAAGUUUUAUUGAAAAGAAAAUAUGAAUGAUUUUUGCAUGAUGCUCUAUAAAACCUUAGGUGCUUUGAAGGUCUAAAUGUCUAAGCAUUUUUUUUAAUAAUUGCUGUAACAAAGCAGCCUUUCUAAAUUUCAAGGUAGACACUAUUUAAAUUAUAUUGUUUCAAUACAGAACAGUUCUAAACUUUAGCUAUUAGAGUCUUCAAAACUGUCUGUUGACAUUAUUGUUUUUUAAAGUGUGCCUUUCAUGCCAAAUGUUGAUUGUUGUCAUUUGAACAAGCUUUCAAUUUCAUUCAAUUGAAUUCAUAACACAGUGCUAUCAAAUAACACAGAUUUAAAAAAAAAUCUAAGUUAAAUAGUGUCGCCUCUCCCACCUGUUAUUCAAUGUGUGAAAUACACCAUUUUGCAAUUACAAUAGUUAAUUGAUCUUAAAAGGUAGCUUUCGGAGUUGGUUCUCCUACUUGCCUUUGCAGAGUACUGUAGUUGAUUGCUAGUCUACAAGACUCUUAUCACUUAACAUAACAUUUAAGUACAAAGUCAAAAAAAUAGCUCUGUCCCUGUAAAGUACUGGCUAGGGAUGCAUGAACAAGUGAUUUAAUGCCUAAAUGGCAGAGAAUUGAGCAGUGAGACUGUAUGACUACUUCAUUAAAGCGGCACUGUCAUGCCGAACUUACCUUUCCUCAAUCUCUUCCUCUUCUCCCCCUCUCUCAUGAUCUGUUCUUCUUUUCUUCCUGUCUUCUUUAGUUUUCUUUAAAAUCAUAAGACAAAGUAGGGACUCUUUGCCUUAUGGAGGAUUCCUCCGCUUGACCAGCUCUGACCAGCGGAGGAGCAAAGUGUACUUUAUUUCCACUGGUCAGAGCAAUUUUCCCAUGAUCCUUACCUUUCCUCUGUGUUCCCGCGAUGCUUCCUGUCACUUUACACGAAACUGCUGAAUUGCGUUCUAACUGAAUGAGAACAGUAUGUUCGUUUCUUUUAGAACGCAAUUCGGCAUAUUAUACGGAUCGGAAUUUCAUUCGAAUGAAAUUGAAAGCCUAUGGCUGCUCACUGUAAAAAAAAACAAAGAAAGAAAACUAUUGGCCCCCACCCCUAAACGACGGGUGGGGGCCCUAAAGUACCUGCGCUGGGUGGGGGUCAUAAUGAUAAUGAGGGGGGGGGAAUAAAAUAACUAACCUGUAAAAUAAAAUUAAAAACUUACCAUUCGAUGUCUUCUUUUUUCUCAAAUCUUCAUUUUUCAGCCCCAAAAAAGGCCAAAUAAAAAACCAUCAUAACCAUCGAAUUGAAAAUAAACUAAAAAUCCCGAGCGCAAAAAAAAAAAACCAACGAAAAAGAAAAAACACGAGCGCAAAAAAAUAAUCCAUCUUCACCCAUGGAGGGCUCCACGCAAACUGAGCUCCGCAGGGCGGGGGAAUCCAAUCACAGUGAAAUCCAUCCAAUCAUAGUGCUCUGUGUCAUUUUACACAGCAUGGGAAAGUUCUUUUGAAUUUUCCCACGCUGUGUAAAAUGACACAGAGCACUGUGAUUGGAUGGCUUGAAAUCAAUCCAAUCCCAGUGCUCUGUGUCAUUUUAUACAGCGUAGGAAAAUUCAAAAGAACUUUCCCACGGUGUGUAAAAUGACACAGAGCACUGUGAUUGGAUGGAUUUCAAGCCAUCCAGUCACAGUGCUCUGUGUCAUUUUACACAGCGUGGGAAAAUUCAAAAGAACUUUCCCAUGCUGUGUAAAAUGACACAGAGCACUGGGAUUGGAUGGAUUUCAAGCCAUCCAAUCACAGUGCUCUGUGUCAUUUUACACAGCGUGGGAAAGUUCUUUUGAAUUUUCCCACACUGUGUAAAAUGACAAAGAGCACUCUGAUUGGCUUAGACCCACCAAUCAGAGUGUUCUUAGCCUAAUUGUAGGGUGGGGCAAGGCUUUAUAAGGCUUUAUAAGCCUUGCCCCGCCCUGCGGAGCUCAUUCUGCGCGCAGCCCUCCAUGGGUGACGAUGGAUUAUUUUUUUACGCUCGGGUUUUUUCUUUUUCGUCAGGUUUUUUUUUUUUGCGCUCAGGAUUUUUAUUUUAUUUUCAAUUCGACGGUUAUGUUGGUUUUUUAUUUGGCCUUUUUUGGGGCUGAAAAAUGAAGAUUUGAGAAAAAAGAAGACGUCGAAUGGUAAGUUUAAUUUUAUUUUACAGGUUAGUUAUUUUAUUCCCCCCUCACUAUUUUUUAGGGUGAGGGGAGUAGGUAGGGCCUUUUUAUUUGGGUGGGGGGGUGGGUGACUAGGGGCUUGGGGAUCCCUAGUCACCCUGGUGGGGGGAAAUUGACUUAGGGCCCCCACCCGCUGCCCAGGGGGGGGAGGACAGUAGGUCUCCACCCCCUCAUUAUCAUUUGGCCCCCACCCGCCGCCCAGGGGUGGGGGGAGGGGGGAGAACAGUAGGUCCCCCCUCAUUAUUUUCAUGGCCCCCACCCGCCGCCCAUGGGUGGGGGCCGGAGGGGGGGUGGACAGUAGGUCCCCCCCCUCAUUAUCUUCAUGGCCCCCACCCGCCGCCAGGGCCCCAUUCUCAUUAUGGCCCCCACCCGCCUCCCAGCGGUUGAGGGCCGGGGGCGGCAGUAGGACCCCCCCUCAUAUUCAUUAUGGCCCCCACCCAUCGCCUAGGGGUGGGGGCCGGAGGGGGGGUGGACAGUAGGUCCCCCUCCCUCAUUAUCUUUAUGGCCCCCACCCGCCGCCGAGGGGUGGGGGUCGGGGGGGCAGUAGGCCCCCAUUAUCAUUUUGACCCCCACCCAGCGCAGGGGUGGGGGUCGGGGGGGGCAAAUAGUUUUUUUUUGUGUUGUUUUUUUUACAGUGAUUAGUGGACAUGCCCCUACUCGUGGUAUAGCGAGUAGGGGCAUUGGGGAGAUUUGAAUCUCCCUUGUGCUAUUAUGGGGGUCAUAUUGACCCCCAUAGAGUGAGGGGGGACCUGGGAGGGGGGCUUAUGAAGUGGUGGGGAGCACUGCUCCCUGCCGCUUCUAUAGUUACAUAUUACAAGGAGGGAGCUGAGUGCCGGUAAACUGCAUAACUGCAUGAACAAACGAACACGGAUACUCAGAUACACUGAUACACAGUGUUUGUUUGUUCGGCUGAUAUUUCUAUUCACUCAUUCGUCUGUCUGAUGAAUGAAUGAAUAGAUGAAAUUCCCGUUCGCAUGUCCAGGUGUUUAACUGGGCAUGUGCGGGAAUCUCACAGUCUGUCUAGUGUGGGCAGAUGACGUGUCCCACAGGGACUUCAUCUACCCACACAAAGAUGGCGGCGCCCUGAAUAUAGAUCAGGGCAGAAAAUAAGGAAUAAAAAAUAGGUAAUGCGGGGGGCUUAGGGGCAUUUGGGGGUGACUAGGGGGUCAAUUGGAUGUAGUGGAGGCCGGAGGGGGGUUAAAAAAAAAAACAGGAUUCGGCCAUGACAGUGCCACUUUAAGCUAAAGUUGUUUUUGUGCUUACACUUAGAGUAGCCAUAUAAGUAUCGCUCUCGUUACUGAUAUUAUAAUAUUUCCCAGUAUGCAUUUGACCCCUUAUUGUUUUGUUUUUAAGUUUUGUAACGCAUUUGAAAAAUAUGGUCUUGACUUUUAGUGAACACUCCCCUAAGAGUUGACAAAUCCAAGUGCAAGUUUUUCAAAAGUGUAAUAAAUUGGUGGGUGCAAUUAUUUACUGUCAUAGAAUAAAAUAUUAUAAGAGUUUAAACCAUUCUUUUAAUGUUUCCUUCUUCUAGUGCAGUUCCCUCCACCAAUCAUCAAAAUAUCAAGAAAUGAUAAAGGGGAGGUAUAUGUCAGCUGGAAUGUAUCCGGUCAACCAUCAAGAAAAUUACCAUAUCAGUAUCAAUUAUAUAUUUUAAAUUUAAAUAAUGAAAAAGCACUGCCUACGGUAAGUAAAUGUUUUACAUUGCAAACUGAUUAAAUGACCACUCCAAGUAUCAUUUUACCUGUGCCAUGCACCAGUGUCCCUUAUACUCAAUCUAUUAAUAAUAGAUGCAAAUAUUUAGAAAAAUAAAUCACAACUACUAAAAACUGUCAUAGCUUUCUGUAAAAGAGACAUUGCUAAUGAUUCUUCUUGCUUGUUAACUUGUUUCAUUCUUAUCUUUUCAUAACUGAACAUAACCUUUCUAACAGUCCGUUUGUAGGUGGAAAUGGUUGAAAGCUAUAUUUAGCGUGUUUUACUAGAGGCCGAGAUCGGAGAACAAAAUGGAAAAAUUAGAGGAGGAAAUAAAAUAGCUUUUUCCCUAAGCCUUUUGUAAGUGUUCCCAAACACACACAGACACAGCUUGUUAAUUACUGAAAUAUUAUUUAAACAUUUACUCCAUUCAGCAUGACCACUUUAGUGAUUUGAAGUGGUCAUGGUGGUAGGAGUCUGUAUGAGCAGCGUUUCUGCUUAAAACAUGGCACAUACAGAGAAGUCUGCACUUGUGUUCAGGACUGUCAAAUGCCAAUUCUGUACAAAAAAAUAUGCCAAUGUUAGCGUGACAUGCUGGAAAUGGACAUAUUGAGCUUUUCCCUUGCGAGUAGUGCCCUUUUUCCCCCUCCCUUCCUUAGUUGAGCAAUCUCUGUUGAUGUUCCUCAAGCCAUAGUGAGCAGAAACAUGUCCAUCUUAAUAGUCUUCUAAACUUUUGGCAAACUUUUAGAAUGUGCAAAUAAAUAGUCUAUGUUCAAGACCCUCAUUGCACAUAGAAAAAUCUAAAUAGAGAGCUCUUUAGGAUGCUAUGUUAAUUAUUAUUUUGCUUUUAUGAGUCUGAUGGAUUCAUCUCUGACAAUGCCAACAUGACCAACUAAGGUUGCCAUAUCUCAUGCACAGAUAGAACAUGCCUUUUUAUUUGUAAUCUGGACAUCCAGAUGUUUAAAGGACCACUAUAGUGCCAGGAAAACAUACUCGUUUUCCUGGCACUAUAGUGCCCUGAGGGUGCCCCCACCCUCAGGGACCCCCUCCCGCCCGGCUCUGGAAAGGGGAAAGGGGUAAAAACUUACCUUUUUCCAGCGCUGGGCGGAGAGCUCUCCUCCUUCUCUCCUCCUCCAUUCCUCCUCCUGGGCUGAAUGCGCACGCGCGGCAAGAGCUGCGCGCGCAUUCAGCCGGUCGCAUAGGAAAGCAUUCAUAAUGCUUUCCUAUGGACGCUGGCGUGCUCUCACUGUGAAAAUCACGGUGAGAAGCACGCAAGCGCCUCUAGUGGCUGUCAAUGAGACAGCCACUAGAGGAAAUAGGGGAAGGCUUAACCCAUUCAUAAACAUAGCAGUUUCUCUGAAACUGCUAUGUUUAUGAAAAAAUGGGUUAAACCUAGCUGGACCUGGCACCAAGACCACUUCAUUAAGCUGAAGUGGUCUGGGUGCCUAGAGUGGUCCUUUAAACAGCAAUUGGAUAAAAACUUGCAAAACCAUAAAGUACAGGGAUAGCAUUUAUUUGUUUUACAUUCUUUAUUAUAUGUGUGCAUAGUUGAACAUACAAGUUGGUUAAUACAUUUUAGCAAUAAAAUGCUAUAGUUGAAAACAGCACGUUGUAUAAUAAUAAAAGUAAGUAUAAAGGCUAUAACAACAUGUGAGACUAACCACUGAAACUCGACUCGGAGUUUCAUGUAAUAUAUACAUAAAAAUAAACAGGAAAAAAUUGAAAGGGUCUAGCAAGCAGUAAAACAAAAAAAUUAGGCAUCUACAUUGAAUAGUGAGGGAGCUCCAUUCUUCAUCCAAGGAGAUAUCCAACUGCCAUUCUGGGGUCAAGAAGGAAUUUUUCCUAGAUUGUUGCUUCAUACCUGUUUUUUUUGUCUACUUUUGGAUCAACAGCAAAAACAAAUGUGUGAAAGGUUCUUUUCACCUAUGUAACUAUGUAAUGUAUCUUAAUAUUUAAAGUGAACCUGUCAUGACAGAUAUAGUUUGCAGUUUUCUAACCUUCUGGCUUGGCUCAUGUUAUACGAUUAAGUGUUUGUUCUAUUAAUACUAUUAAAAGUUAAUAUUUUAAUUUAUUUCCAUUACCCGAUCUCUUGCUGAUAGCAUCACUCAUGUUUUCAGUGUGUGUUACGCUUGUAAGACAUCCCUCCCCUGUACUGACUUGCUUUCCAUAGCAGGUUGGAAGACUCCAAUACUUUAUUUGUACUUUGUGUCAAAAAAACACGUAUCCGUUCUCACUGUCCAUUCUCAAGUUGCCUUCCAAAAGAUUGUGUGAUAAAUUAUUCUCGCUCUUUCUCUCCUCUCUCCCGCUGCACUCACACAGUGCCUGCCCCUCCUCUCUACUUCCCCCUACAGACUUUGCUUUAACUUAUGCUGACAUUAAGUAGGAGAGACAUCUACAGGAGGGUUUCCCUGAUAACAGACUUGCAGUGUACAUAAUGUUGUAAUCAUAGGCGUGCGCACAGGGUGUGCCCCGUGGCACGCCUAUGGUUUGAGUCCUGCAGGAACAGCAUUCCUGCACUUUUUUUGAGCAGGAACGCUGUUCCUGCAGGCACUCAGCAUCCCCUGUUUCACCUCUUGCCCCUGUCAUGGGGGGGCAAGGGGUGAUGGAUUCCCCCCCCCCCAGCUCAGCCGCGGCGAGGGAGCUGUCUGCUCUCUGCUCCUGCCCCACUGGACCCCAGGGAAAAGUCCACGCCAGCACUCCAGGUAGGAGGCUGGGUGGACAUUUUUUUUAAAUUAAAAUGUAAUAAUUUGUUCGUGUGUGUGUGUGUGUCUGUGAGUGUAUGUGUGUGUCUGUGUGAGUGUCUGUGAGUGUGUGUGUCUGUGUGAGUGUGUGUGCGUCUGUCAGUGUAUGUAUGUGUUUGUGUCUGAAUGUGAGUGUGUGUGUACGUAUAUAUACACACACGCUAUCUGAGUGCCGGCUCUGCUCUAAGCCUCCAUUGGCCGGCGGGGAGACCAAAGAUCUACCUCAUCGGCCCACAGCAGCAUGGAGGGAGGCAGGAGAGGACCCAAGGAGCUCUAGACAGAAGCUCCGCCAGGUUCCUCUCGCGAUAUCCGAGUGUUGCUGCGGCAACGCUCAGAUCUCGCGAGAGUUAACUCUAGCCCCGCAGGCUAGAGUUCACUCUCCACUGGACCACCAGGGAUGGCACAUGGCAGCAAGGAUUUACUAAUCUGCCAAAUCCCUACACACAUACAGCACCUACACACAUACAGCUCACACACAGUACACUAACCGCACCCUCACAAACACACACAGCACCUUUAAAAAAAAACACAACACCCUCACACACAGCACACAAACAGCACCCUCACAAAUACAUGACACUCACACAAACAGCACCCUCACAGGACAAACAUAUACACACAAACACCCUCACACACAAACAGCACAGUCACAAACACACACACAAACACCCUCACAUCACACUAACAGCACCCUCACAGCACACAGCACACACAGCAGUGUAUGUGUGUGUGUAUGUAUCUAUAUAUAUAUACAUACACACACACACGCGGCGUGUGUUUGUGCUUUAGGGUGCACACCCUAAUGCAAUAGGCUGUGCACGCCUAUGGUUGUAAUCAAAUAUAUACUCUUUCAUUUAUGAAUUAUGUUGUAUUUGUCAUGACAGGAACCCUUUACCCAGGAAAAUGAGAGGAGCAGCAAGCAAAUCGAAAAUAUAGAUCCUGAUGCCAAAUACACAGUAAAAUUGAGAACUAGAUAUGACACUGAAUACCCCUGGAGUGAGUGGAGUGAGGAAAAAAAUAUUUUAGGUAAAACAGAAGACAUGUUCUUAAUCUCCAGACUGCAUUUUAAGAAAACAGAUAUUACUGUGACAUUGUGUAAAAUAUUUUAAAACAUGUUUGUUUUUAUAAUGACCAAUACACUUACUUCUCUAAAAUGUACACCACUGUUCAAUUUCCAUGCACAUUUUCAAUAUGCAUUGAAAAUCACCUUUAACCUUUUCAUGAGAUGCUAAUUUUUCUAUUAAAUUUAUAUUAGAGAUUUAGCAAAUUACAUCAUAAUCCAGUUCAGACAAAAUCUGGCCAAACAGAGCAAAUGAGGUGGAGAAAUAUAAACAUUGUUUCAUUUCUUCUUCUAUGCUUUUUUUAGCUGUGCUAAAAAGUACAGAGCUUAAAGCAGCACUGUCAUGGCCGAAUCCAGUUUUUGUUUUAACCCCACUCCCGACUCCACUACCCCCCAGUCACCCCCAAAUACCCCUAAGCCCCCUAUAUUACUUCUUUUUUAAUCUUUGUUUUGGUCCUGGGAGCCACCAUCUUUGUGUGGGUAGAUGAAGUCCCUGUGUGACACGUCAACUGCCCACACUAGAUAGUGCUGUGAAAUUCCCGCGCAUGCCCAGUUAAAGCAUUCUAACACGAAUUUAAUCUAUUCAUUCAUCAGAAAGAUGAAGGAAUGAAUAGAAAUGUCAGACGAACAAACAAACACCGAAUAUCAGUGUUCGUUCGUUUAGGUUAUUACAAGGAUGGAGCUGCCGGCUCCCUGCCACUUCCUAAGGCUCCCCCAUGCCCCCCCAUGUCCUAAUAUCACCCCCAUGCCCCCCAUGUCCUAAUAUCACCCCCAUACUAGCAUAAGGGAGAUUGAAAUCUCCCGACUGCCCCUACUCACUAUGCCGCGAGUAGGGACAUGUCUACUAAACAGUGAGCAGCCUGUGGCUGCUCACUGUUGUAAAAAUACACCACCCCUUAUGUGUCCCCCCCAAGCCCCCACCCGUGGCCCGCGAGUGGGGGCUAUUCAACAAAACGGGGGACAUAGGGUCCCCACCCAUAAGCAGUGGAUGGGGGCCCUAAAUGAAAAUGAAGGGGGGACCUAUUACCUUCCCACCCAGCCCCCAACCAUGAGUGGUAGGUGGGUGCCCUAAAUGAAAAUGAGGGGGGGGCCUAUUGUCCUCCCCCCGGCCCCAACCCAUGAGCUGUGGGCGGGGGCCCUAAAUGACAAUGUCAAUGCCCUAAAUGACUAUUAUCCUCCCCCUCUGGCCCCCACCCAUGAGUGGCAGGUGGGUGCCCUCAAGUACAAUAAGAGGGGAAGACCCUACUGUCCUCACCCCGGCCCCCACCCAUGAGCGGCGGGUGGGGGCCCUAAAUUACAAUAAGGGGGGGACCUAUGGUCCUUCCCCCGAGCCCUCACCCAUAAGUGGCAGGUGGGGGCCCUAAAUGAAAAUGGGGGGGACCUAUUGGGUGACGGGUGAGGGCUAAGUGUAAAUAUAACCACCCAGGACUAGGGAUCCCCACGCCCCUAGUCACCACCCCACCAAAAUAAAAUUAAAUGAAUCCCUACUUAUCCGCCUCACCCUAAAAAUAAAUAAAACUAAAUACCUGGAGAAAAAAAAAUCAUACUUACCGUUAGAAGUGUUCCUUUUUCUAAAACCUUUUUUCAGCCCCAAAAAAGGCCAAAUUAAAAAACACAAUACCAGUCGAACCUAUCAAAUAAAAAAUAAAAAAAAAACGGAGUGAAAAAAAAAAAUCAGCCAGACAAAUAAAACCCUGACACUAAAAAUGAAUCCAUCUUCACCUGGAAAGGGCACGGCGCAGAUUGAGCUCCGCGGGGGGGGGAAAGGCUCAUGUAGGGCCCCCACCCCCGCUCAUGGGUGGGGGCCUGGAGGGGGCAAUAGGUCCAUCCUUCAGUUUAAUAGCCCCCACUCGCGUGGCACAGGUGGGCCUCGGGAGGGGGGAUACAAUCGUUUUUUUUGUUUUGUUUUUUGGGUUUUUUAGGCUCACUUUUUAUUAGCGGCAUAGCAAGUAGGGGCAGAAUUUACUAAUACUAAGUAAUUUUUACUUAGUAUUAGUAAAGUUGGCUGAAAGACCAGUUUAGGUCUCUCAGCCUUUUGGUAGAUAGCUCCCUGAUACCGUGGGAAUUAGGGAGCUAUCUACUAAGCGGGAGCAAGAUGCAGCCACAGCACGAAUAGGAUCGGAGUUUCAUUCAUUCUAAUGAAAUUCCGAUCCGAACAAAGUCCAGAAUUGCGUUCUAACACGAAUGGAGAAACUGUUCUCAUUCUGUUAGGAUGAAAUUCGGUGGGUUCGCUGGCGGUCUCUCUAAAUGACAGGACAUUCGGGAAUACUGACAGGAAGCAUCUCGAGAUCACGGAGGAAAGGUGAGAAUUGUGGGAAAAUGGCUUUGACCAUAGGAAACGGAGCACACUUUGUUCCUCUGCUGGUCAAGCGUAGGUAACCUCCAUAAGAGAAAUAGUCCCUACUUUUGUCUUAAGAUUUAGAGCAAUCUAGAGCAGACAGAAAGAAAUGAAGAACAGAUCCCGAGAGAGGAAGAGAAGAGGAAUAGAUUGGGGAUAGGUAAGUUCGGCAUGACUGUGCCGCUUUAAAACAAUGAUUGACAGGGAGCUAAAAUUGAGGAGCUCAGUUAUGAUGAGCUGUGGGCCUCUACAUCUGAUUUUAUUUUUCAUACUUUACAAAUACAUAUUUGUCAAAUGUAGGAACAAGUAAACAUAUUAUUAAAAGAAAUGGAAGUUCCCCCUUAAAUGCAGAAGUGGCUACAUGACAAUAUAUAUUCUGUUUAGUAAUAUAUGUUAAACAUCAUGUAAACAAGAACAGUCUGAAAUCUGAUUAAUCCCUUAAAGCCAUUAGAAUAUGUCUCAAUCUCAGUGUGCUGUAAGGCAGGAGGACAGCAGGUGUAGGUUUAAGGCGGUGGACCAGUGACAUGAAUUACUGAGCUAAAAUCCUCUCGUGCCAUCAAGGGCACCUGCUGCUAAAUCCGCUAGGCUAAGACAUCUAAUUGCUCUAAGCAUAUACCAAAUAGUAAAAGGGUCCUAACCGUGCUAUUUUCAUGAUCUAGAAAUAGAACACGGACUUGCUACCAUGUUUUUUUAUUAAUUAACUUAACAUUUAUUAUUUUUUCUUCAUCACCUUUACUAUUUGGUAUAUGCUUAGGGCAAUUAGAUGUCUUAGCCUAGCAGGUUUAGCAGCAGGUGCCCUUGAAGGCACGAGAGGAUUUUAGCUCAGUACUAGCAAGUGCCUGGCAGUUUCUCACUUUAGUAUUAUAUGACAGUAGUGUCCUGUUGACCUGAGACCAACAGUUACCACUAUCCCGUUCAUCGUGAGGUUCUAUUUAACCCUCUGUCACGCCGCCCGCUGGCUCUGCUCCUGUCAGAGGGCAGCAUGGGUCCCGGCAAGCGUGUAUCGCUACAGUGGUAUUCCCACAAACUAAGGGGAAUACUGCCAAAUACUCACCAGAGAAUUCACCGGUGGGCGGUUUUCAAGGAGGGGGUACUGUCACGCCUGUCAGAGGGCAGCAUGGGUCCCGGCGGGCGUGUAUCGCUACUGCCAAACACUCACAAGAGGUGACUUCUCCUCUCUCAGCAGCCGGCUCUGUAUCAUUAAGGGCGACGCCCGCUGCUGCUGUGAAAAAUAAAGGGUUUCCUGUUUAACCCUUAAAGGCCAGAUCAAUUAAUUUAAUAUGGGUGUGUUACACACAUAAACUUGAUCACAUGUUUCCCUACAGCCUUAAGCUAUUUAAACCUAGUUUGUCCAUUUCUCUGUGCCCUGUCAUGGUUUCCAGUUGGUUAUCAGAGAGUGUGCUCCUUGUAUUGAUGUCUUGUGUUCCUUGUAUUGAUGUCUUGUGUUCCUUGUAUUGAUGUCUUGUGUUCCUUGUAUUGAUGUCUUGUGUUCCUUGUAUUGAUGUCUUUUGUUCCUUGUAUUGAUGUCUUGUGUUCCUUGUAUUGAUGUCUUGUGUUCCUUGUAUUGAUUUCUUGUGUAUCUGACCUUGGCUCCCCUUAUUGACUAUCCGAUCUCUGUAUUCCUUGACUUUUAGCUUUGCUCCUGACUAUUCUGAUAUCUCCAUUUCUUGACCUUUAGCUUGUUUAUCUUUGCAUUAUACCUUUCCUUGCUUUUCCCUAUCUUGUGUCUUUUGCCUUUUUACAUUAAAUCCAGCCAUUCUAAGGUCCGGUAAUACGUUUUAGGUAUUUUCUUUAUAUCUACUUAAGUUCUGCGUGUUGGGCAUCUACAGAAAUCCUGACACCCUCACUGUCCUCACAUUAGUGUCUGGCUACAUUUAUCCCAGACACUAUCUGAGGCAGAGUCUCAGUAAGCAUUCCAUUCACCUUAUCGAGUGUUCUUAUUUUUAGCUGGUAUCGCUACACAGUAGAUUUUCAGGUUUAUUAUUUUAUCCUAAUAAGACACUCUAGGAGUAUAGUGCGAUUUAUAUUUCUGAUUAUCAAGCAAUCAGCACAGCUCCACAGUAUUCUACUAUUCCGGUAUUAGUUGGGUUUAAAUGUAACUAUCACCGUCCCAAUACUUAGUAACUAUUGCUGCUCUAUAUACUAUUUGAGACAGUUGCUCUGAGUUACUUAUAUUAGUUACACUCAGAGAUCGAUUUUGGUAUUUAUGGGGACAUCUAUUCUCAUGUCCCUAGUCUAAUGCCUAGCUUGCUUUACAGCUAAACCCUGCUAUAUAGCUAUAUUUAUACCAGUCCAUUAGUAUUACUCCUUGUGACACUAUCUCUAUAUAUACCACUAGGGCCAGCCUAUCAGAGCUACUUUGAUCUGCGAUAUAUAUUCUUAGAACUCUUAGUGUUUUUGGUAUAAUUCUAGAUAGUGUUACCGGUUUAACACCUAUCACUUUGUUAACUUUUUGUACACGAGCACACACUUUUGUAUUAAUGUAUCUUUGUACUAAUAAAUGAUUUAUUAUUUUUUGCUCAUAUUUAGCUCCUAGUCUGUCUAGCCGUACCUUGCGGGUAUCUGGUACCCACUUCUAGUAUCCUAUUUAUCCCAGUCCCUUUCUGGUACAAUUCCCUUGUCUUUCAGGCUCAGCACCAUGUUUUAACUGUACAAUUUGUGGUAAAAAAAUUUUGUUUUUAUAUUUGUGAGCUCUCACAAUUAUUUUGACUUUUAUAGGGUUAUAAGUAUGGUUGCUGUAGAGUCGGGGUAAGGUUGGUAUAGGGUUAGCAUUAACUACCAAAAAUAUUUGGUACAAAAAUCUAUUUAUAUUAUUUUUCUUUAGUUGAACCUGAUGUGUUAAAAAUGAAUACAACAAAAAUUGUGAAAAGAUAUUCAUACUUAAUGUUGAGUUAGGUAUACAGAUAGGAUAUGAAAAUAAAUUAUUUCUGUACUUUAAAGAACAGCCUAUAAUAUUUAUUGGUGCUUUGUGGGUGUUGCUCUUCAUAUAAAACAGAGCAAAUAUCUUCAAUGACAUCAACAUGCCGGCUUAGUUGCCUGCAUGCUGGCACAUGCACAGUGAUUUGUAUGGGUGGAGAGCAGAGGAACCUUUUGUGGGAGAUCUUUUCUGCUGAAGCACUGACUGACAGCUGGGAGAAAAAACUAUUUUUAAAUAGUUUGUUUUUUUCUCCUGAUCUAUACAUUUGCUAGCAAAACUUAAAAAUAUACGUUGUUCGGACAUGACAGGUGCCCUUUAAUUUUAUGGCAAGACAGGAGGCUUCAUAUUUGCUUAUCUUUCUUUACUGUAACUCCCAGCAGCAAAGAAACAGUUAACAGCAGUGUAAAAAAGUUUAACCAAUCAGUAUGCAUUACAGUAAUAUAAACUGUCAUCAGGCUCCUCCCAAUUCCUCUUUCUUUGCUGCUUAGCCUCCCAGGUGAGUCUAUUCUAAUUAUACUCCUACUAAAUUCUCUAGUUUAACUGACUAAUAUAUAUUGUAUAUUAUUUUAAUAUUUUUAUAUUUCUCAUACAGUUUUUCCUUUUAUGUUUCUGUGCUUUGCUUCUAUUUAUUUAUGUUACAUGGGCUGACACUCCAGUCAGCCCACAAACUCAAUUUACCUCAACAUUUCCUCAGUCUUUUAUUUUUUGUACUGUCAGUUUAAUUUCCAUAGCACUAACGCUUUCCCUGCAGCGCCUGGCAUUUUGCCGGUCCGCUCAGCCGCUCAGUUCCCUCACACACAAUGUGUGUUGCCCUGCCGUCUCCAUAGAGACGUUUCCCGCCUUUUUUCAUGCCGCGGCCAUUUCUAUUAGUCUUUUCCCGGGCUUCCCUCUCAGCGCCAUCUUGUGGCAGGCUUAUGCGCGGCGGUUCCCUCGCAUCUCGGCUCUCACUGCAGGACGCGACCCAGCCGUUUGGUAAGUAUAUAUUUUUUCUCUUAAAGCCCCAGACCCUUUAAUUUUACAAAAUUAAAGACAUACCCAAUACUCAAAACUUCAAUUUUUCUUGCAGAUUUCAGCAUAACUGCCAACACAGCUUACACAAAUCCUUGCUUGAUUCUGAGGGUGACCCCCUCUAGCCUUUACUCUGAGGGUGACCCCCUCCAGCCUUUAUUCUGAGGGUGACCCCCUCUAGCCUCUCCUUCAAGGGUGACCCCCUUUGCUGUCUCUAUACAGGGUAAUCCCUAUAUGAUAACACAGGCACAUACCUGUUAUUAGAUCUUGGACACUAUAUUGUCCUUCUCUCUCUGGGUGAACCCCACUGAUGAAUUGUGGACGAACUCCACUUUUACAGGAUAAUUGCUUUUUUACAUGCAGUCUAAGUCCACCGCCUCAUUGUAAUUAAUUUGUCUGCACAAAAAAAAAAAAAAAAAUUUUUUUUUAUAUAUAUUGUAAAUAUAAUAAUUAAUUUCUCUUGUGGUGACCCCACUGUUACUGACAUUAUGUCGGAUGUGCCAGAACCAGCAGUUUCUGCCGAACUUAAGGCUUGGCUUUUCAAUGCCAUUACUGAAUCUAUACCCAAAGCUUUAGCGGCUUUCCGCGAGCAGACAAUCCCAGCCCCUACGGCGACCAUUACCCAACAAACGCCCUUGGAAAGGCGAUAGGGCCACCGCCGGUAAAGGCAAAGCGCCUGCUAAACACCCUAAAGUGCCCUAUUCUAAACCCAAGCAAACCUCCCAACAUGAUUUUGACGCAUUUGAGGGUUCAACCUCUAAUUAUAAUCUCCACGUAUUAGACGAAUACUACGCAGAACACUCGGAUACUGAGGCUCCACCUCAUAAGACAUUCCCAGACCUCUACCCUUCCGAUUCUGCAACUAAUGAACCCCCCUCAUUCCUCUAGAGGAAUUCCAAUUGGAGUCUGAUCUCACCUCUGAAAACCCUAACUUGAAAGAGGAUACCUUAUUUGACACCUCUGGCCGCCCUUUAUUUGACCCCAGAUGCAUCAGGCACCCUAGAUCGGCCGAAUGGACACCCCCGGACCACAUUGGCAAAUACUGCAGAAUGUGGCUCCGUCGGCCUUUAGAAAAAGAGGUGAGAGCCAAAUUAAGGGCAGAAUGCCCACGCCCCUCUAUCCCAGACAAGGUGGCCAAUACACCCGAAUUCGACCCUUUCCUUGUGACCUUUCUAACCAAGUCAGGAAAAGACCCCCGUAAGGGUCUAGAACAGGGUCUGAAAGCCACUCAGGACAAGUUGAUGGAUGUGGCGGGCCCACUUAUACAAAUCUUCAUAAUUGCAGACGAGGCUUUAUCAGGUGGCACAUUUGAUGCACAUAUGGUGCGAGAGUGGGCACAAAGAGCCUUAUGCCUUUUAGGCAAUGCCAAUGUGGCAAUAUCAACUGAACGGCGGAAGGCCGUCCUUUAUAAAAUCGAUGCCAAACUUGCCGAAUUGGGCACUAAAGAACUUGGUCCAGAGGCUCAAGGCAUGUUAUUUGGAGACAAGUUCAUAAAAGAACUAAGUAAGCACGUCUCUGUUUUUACUACACUGACAAAAGCACAGUCCUCCAUUCGCAAGGUAUUUCGCACUCAGCGUUUUUCUGGAAGAGCUGGUCGCUAUAGAGGCCGAGCGACUGGCAGAGCCGCCUUCACAGGCUACAGGCCUCGACCUUCAGACACCUGGAACUCGGGCAAUACCCGAUUCCACCACAGACAAUUUUUUCCCACUCGCGGAGCUAUCCGAGGACGUGGAUCCGCUUCCCUCCGCGGUCGCACUGCUACAGGUAAUGGACCUUCCUUAUUCUCAUAUUCCUAUUGCAGGCCGGUUAACCCUUUUUUCCCAACAGUGGUCUCAACUCACUCAGGAUCCUUGGAUCCUUCAGACGGUGUCCGGGUUCCACCUGGAUUUUUCAAUCGAACCAAUACAAAAUUUUCCUCCUACCCCAAUCAAAAUGUCACAGUUAGACGAGUCGACUCUACGGAGCGAACUCAACGAUCUAUUCACCAAUGGUGCGAUCGAAAGAGUUGUUGGCCCACAGAUCUUCAAAAACAACUUGUUUCUAGUCAAGAAAAAAUCAGGAGGUCUACGACCUGUCAUCAACCUGAGAGAUCUGAACAAGUUCAUCGCAUACCGUCACUUCAAAAUGGAGGGGAUCCAUUUAUUGAGAGACCUACUCUCCGAGGGAGAUUGGUUCUCCCGCUUCGACCUAAAGGAUGCCUACCUAACGGUGCCGGUAACACCAGCACACCGCUGCCUCCUUCAGUUUCAUUGGGAACAAGCACUAUGGCAGUUCACAUGCCUCCCCUUCGGCCUAUCUUCUGCACCCUGGUGCUUUACCAAACUAAUGAAACUAGUGAUGGCCUUACUGCGCUCCCAAGGCAUCCGAUCCAUAAUCUAUCUGGACGAUAUCCUCCUCAUGGCACAAGACCAAGAAACUCUCCACCUUCAUACAAGCAUGACCUCCGCCCUAUUGCAGAAUCUUGGUUUCGUGAUCAAUCACCAGAAAUCAUCUUUAACACCGUCCCAGACGAUACAGUUCCUGGGAUUCCAGAUAGACUCUGUUCAAGCAGUCCUUCAACUUCCGGCAUCCAAAAUCAAAUCCAUCAAAAAAGACAUUCGGAGGUUACUGAUAUCACCACACCUCCGCCUGCGAGAUCUAGCCCGCACCAUCGGCUUGCUCUCCGCCUCAAUACAGGCUAUAUUCCCUGCCCCACUGCACUACCGGGCACUGCAACGCCUGAAGACCCAAUACUUACAUCAGUCGACGUCCUACGACCAACAGAUCACACUCACGGACGAAGUCCGGCUCGAACUCCAUUGGUGGCUACAACAUAUGGACGCUUGGAAUGGAAGAGCCAUUUUCGGAUCCCAACCAGACUUCAUCCUGGAAUCGGAUGCAAGUCUGCUCGGAUGGGGCGCAACCUGCUCGGAAAGCUCUACAGGAGGACUCUGGUUCCACUCGGAACGAGCACUUCAUAUCAACUGCCUCGAACUGAUUGCAGGCUCAUUCGCAAUCCGCAGUUUUGCCAAAGAUGUCUACAACUGUUCCGUGGUGCUGAAGAUGGACAACGUGUCCGCAGUUCGUUACGUGAAUCAUCUAGGAGGUUCCAAAUCAAAGAUGCUUUCAGAUCUGACCAAAGAAUUAUAUCAGUUCUGCCUAGACAGGAAUAUCUCCCUGCGAGCGGAAUAUCUACCGGGAUCAGACAACCUUGUCGCAGACUGGUUCUCCCGACACUGGAGGGACUCCAGCAAUUGGCAUCUGAAUCCACAGAUAUUUCACCGUCUCCAGGUCUGCCGGGGGCCAUUCAACCUGGACCUCUUUGCAUCUCGCCUCAACAGGCAGACGGACGCCUUUUACAGCUGGUUGCCGGACCCAGCGUGCCUUGCAGUCGAUGCCUUCCUACAGACGUGGCCGAUGUCCGGGGCAUAUGCGUUCCCUCCGUUCUCCAUGAUUCCACGCACACUACAGCACCUCAAAACUCAGGGUGUCAAGAUAACACUAGUGACCCCGCUAUGGCGGGCCCAACCAUGGUAUCCUUACCUCCUGGAAAUGUCUGUGGACUUCCCCCUGCUGCUACCCAACGCCUGCGACCUCCUCAGAGACCCGACAGGCAACUUUCACCCAUUGGCAAUCCAGGAUCAUCUCCAACUAGUGGCUUGGACCGUUUCAGGGGAUCUUGGAAUGUCUCAGGCCUUUCGACAACUGCUCAGGGACUCCUUUGGGAUUCAUGGGCCCCGGGAACCAGACGCUCUUACAUCUCUGCAUGGCGUCUAUGGAGUUGCUGGUGCUUGGAAAGGAACCUUGAUCCCUUUUCAACAUCUAUAAUUAAUGUUAUCAAUUUCCUGUCGUCUCUGUUCGACCAGGGUAAAUCCUACCGGACCAUUAACGUGUUUCGGUCUGCUAUUUCUGCAGCGCACGUUCCUAUCGAAAGUUCUUCAGUAGGCAAACACCCUUCUGUCUGUAGACUCUUGCGGGGCUUCCGCAUCGCUAGACCCCCGACUCCCAAAUAUAAUCAAUUCUGGGACGUGGCCAUCAUGCUCACGUUCUUGGAAGCUUGGCCGGACAACGAGGCACUCUCCCUACGCCAAUUGUCAGCCAAAUUAGCUCUCCUCCUUUGCUUGGUCUCCUUCCGAAGAGUUUCUGACAUCAGGGCUUUCGACUUUCAUGCCCUCGAUUUCACACCGGAGGGGGUGCACUUUCAUAUCACUAGACGCACCAAGACCAACUCAUCUACUGUGAGCUACCCUUACUUCUCUGAGAAACCCCUCCUCUGCGUAGCCCGGUGUAUAAGACACUAUAUCGCUCGCACUACCCCUCUCAGAGCACCUACUGGGCCCCUCCUGGUAUCUUAUGUACGACCUCACAAACCAGUCUUGUGCCCUACCAUUGCACGAUGGAUUAAAUGGCUUCUAGCCCUGGCUGGCAUUGAUGCAUCUUUCGGAGCUCACUCGGUUAGAGGCGCAGCCGCCUCCUCGGCACUCAUAGCUGGAGGUUCCUUAGCGGAGAUUCUAUCCUCCGCUGAUUGGUCUAGAGAAUCCACCUUCCGUACUUUUUAUUUUAGACAUUCUCCACACGUUUCUCUGUCCUUGCUAUCUGUGCUUUAAAAUAGCAAAUAUGAAGCCUCCUGUCUUGCCAUAAAAUUCGGGAUUAUUCUAGCUCCUAGUGACUGAAUAAUCUAAAUUUUAUUAAAGACAGGAGGCGAAUAUUUUCCCACCCUGGAUUCUCCUUACCCACCCUUUUAGGUAAGUAUCCUGCACUAUCUCCAGUUCUAACUAUGACCAGCAUCCUCUCUUUUCCUAGCCUAUACUCGUUAGGUCGUUAUUAUAUGCUAAACCGCUUUCAAUUGUACAUUGGUUUAUUGUAUUCUAGGUGUGUCACUUACUCUACAUACCACACAGUUAAUUAUCAUAAGUUAGAGCUUGCACUUAAAUUGGAAGUCAGUUCACUGCAUUUACUUUGAUUUUUCUCUUGCCAAAGAGACCAUACUUUCACGAUGUUUCUCCUUCCUCCUAGUGUGAAGAUCAAUUGCCUUCUGUCUCGAAUCUACCUGCGGGUUGAUCACUACCUUCAUCCUACCGGAUACCUACACCGUUACCUGUUCAUCGUUUUAAGGUUUCUACAUUUACAUGGUUGACUCUACGACUGUUCGGCUACAUCAAGAAAGAGGAAUUGGGAGGAGCCUGAUGACAGUUUAUACUACUGUAAUGCUUACUGAUUGGUUAAACUUUUUUACACUGCUGUUAACUGUUUCUUUGCUGCUGGGAGUUACAGUAAAGAAAGAUAAGCAAAUAUUCGCCUCCUGUCUUUAAUAAAAUUUAGAUUAUUCAGUCACUAGGAGCUAGAAUAAUCCCGAAUUAAUGUCCUUACUUGCAGCCUUGAUUGACUCUGUUUUAGAGGGAGUAUAUAUUUGGCAACAAAGCACUCAAACGGUCUCAUGACUGUUUGUGGAGUAAAGAAAAUGACCAAUUGUACUAUACAGAUAAAUUAUCACAUGUGAAGUGAGAAUAGGGGCAUAGGAGAGACCUGAGGCUGAAAGCGUCCAGUUAAAUUCAAGCGGUUAAGUACAGAUUUCUAGGCUUAGUUUACUAAUUAAGUGUUACUCCAGCACAUAUAUACUAUUUUUUUUUUAAAUAGUACACACUGCACAUCUGAAACAUUGCACAUCCUUACACCUACCACUAUGACCACUUUAAAAAGCAGAAGUGGUCAUGGCGGUUGGAGUAACCCUUUAAGCUAACAGAAGUAAGCUGUGUAACCAGGAGACCGUAUUCUAUGUUUAUAACAUGAACAUCUCUGUAUCUCUUUUUAUUAGGGAAACCCAACUAUUGGACAAGAAAUAUCAUCCUAGCUACUGUAAUUCCUAUCUCUGUGACCAUCUUCACAGUCAUUGCUGUUAUUUAUAUGAAAAGGUAAAUCGUUUAUUUGUAAGAAUAGAAAAAACUAAUCUUGGGACUUCUUUGUGUAGAUUAAUACAUGGAUGAACUUUAUGGAAAUAAUUAAUUUUUUUACAAUCUUUAUUGAUAAUGUUUUAUUUUAUACAAUUUUUAUAUAAGUUAAGAAGAUAGAAGCAGAUGUAGAAAUCUGUAAAUAUCCAUAAUCACAUUAGAACAGGUAAUGAAAGUUGUCAACAGUCACAAAGAGCGUUUCAAAGUAGCAAAUGCACAUAACAUAACUGUGUUCGUUGUUGUUACUGUGCUGGGAGAGACAGCAUCUAUCUAUUUAAUGUGAAUAGUAUGCAAAUGUGACACUUGCUAAAUAUAAAAUGUAAAUUAUGUAUUUAUGUUUGGUUUUUGUUUUGUUUUUGUAUAUCACAGAUUUUUUUUAUGCAUUUUUCCUCCAAUACCUCAUCCUGGAAAAAUAUUUGAAAAAUCUUUCAGCAACCAAAACAACUUUCAGGUAAAUAUUGUUAUUAUUGUGGACAGGGGGAUAAACUAAAGAUAUAAGUCUGGUAGUGUAAGUUUGUUGUAGUGUACCAAAAAACUAUAUGGUAAUGUUCAUGGAAAAGGACCCCCAUAGUAAGUUAGAAAAAUCUUAAACGUGGGAAUGGGGUAGAAUUACCCAGUGUCACGGCUCCCGGUUCUUCUGCCGGCGUGGUCGUACAUAAACUAAGCGGCCACGCCAAAAGAGAUGUUGUAUAUUUAACUUGGUCUCAGCAAACCGCUGCCUGACCUCCUUCUGUUCCAGUCCCCAGCAAGUACAACAUUCCUAGAGACGCCGGCCGCUGCGAUUCCGGUUUUAAUAGGAAACUCACCUUCGCCCAUAUCAAAGAUGACGCCAACGUGUGUGCGACGACACGUCAUAGAUGCGCACUCUCGUUUUGGGGUCAGAGGCAUUUACAGCCUCAAGAGGGUUAUUUAAACCCAAAUUACGUUUUGGUCAGUGCUCAGUCGUGGGUUCCGAGAGUGUGUUCCUGUUCGUGUUUUUUCUGGUAUUUGACUUUGACUUUGUUUUGACUUCCCUGAUUUAUGGUAUUCUUGACUUUUGGCUUUACUCAUCGUUGUGUCAUGUUCUGUGUCCCUGACCUCGGCAAGUAUUUUGACUAUUCUCCGGUACGUUAAGUCUGGCCAUUCUAAGGUCCGGUUAAUAGUUAUCCUUAGUUCUAGGUGUGAUAUUAUUCUGUAUGCUGGAUCACUUAUAAUCCUGACACCCAGGCCCUAUUUACAUGUCAGGUGCCUGUAGGAACAUAAUUUGAAGGCAUCCCUUUCCAACCCCGCAAAUAAACAGCAGCUAAAAUGACUUUAAUUUAUUAACUGGACAUUGCAGGCAUAAAGAUGUCUAAAAUCAUAUAUUGGUAUUUAAACACAAAGAUAAGGCACCACGCUUACAGCAGCAGUAGCUUAGUAUCCAACAGCUUAAAAUACAUGGUGAAAACAAAGAGAACGUUACCUGCACUCUGGCCUAAAUCCCCAUGUACAUUUAAACAAAAUGGAGGCUCUUUAGUUUUAUUCCAAUGGCCAUUUGAAUAUAUAAGCUCACCUGCCACGUCAAGGCAAGCCUCAAUAGGUGAGUUCCUACAUUAGCCAUUAGAUAUGCUGAUAUCAGCCAAGAAUCUCCAGUAAGACUGGAAGGGGUAUUUUAUAAACCCUUUCACAUUUAACCCUUUAUUGGGCUUCUAUACAAUAAACUUUGCUGGUAUCAGACAAAGCCUUGACGUGGCAGGUGAGCUUAUAUAUUCAAAUGGCCAUUGGAAUAAAACUAAAGAGCCUCCAUUUUAUUUAAAUGUACAUGGGGAUUUAGGCCAGAGCGCAGGUAAUGUUCUCUUUGUUUUUACUAUAUCUUGGUAUUUGAUAACAAUAUAUAUAGUUCUGCUUCUACUGUAUUGUGUUUUAAUAUGUGAGUAUAGUGAGUGUGCAUCUGUGUAAUUGCAUGCAUUGUUAAAAAAUAAUGCUAGGGGGGGCGUGGCUAACCGCCGAGCAAAAUGGCCGCUUAAAAUUUUGCUGCGGCACAUGGGCUCUAACAAUAAGCAUUUUCUCAGACGAUAACGCAAGUUAAACACGGCCAGAGCAAGCAUGUCGCAGGGCAAGCACAAGAAGAAUGCUUCCAAAGAAGCAAAACUUAAAUUCUUCACGCAGAAACCCAGCCAAACGGCUCUGCACGUGCAGGCAGCAACCCGGGAUGGCGGAGGCUCCUCGGACGAGGGCAGCUCAUCCCCUGAGACAGGGGAACCAACCCUAAACACCGCCUUAACCAAGCAGCACCUACAAGAAGCCAUGGAGGCACUGUCAGCACGACUGAUUCAAUCAUGGACCUCCAGCGUGGACACGCUCCGCAAGGACAUCCUAGACCUGGGCGCAAGAACUACCCGCACUGAAACAAAAAUGGCGGAACACGCCACAGCUCACAAUGAGCUGGCGGAACAGGUCUCCCACUUACAGCACACCAUCGAAACCAUGGAAAUAAAAUUAAUGGAUGCCGAGGACAGAUCAAGGCGGAACAACCUCCGCUUAAGGGGGAUACCAGAGGCCGUUCUCCAGGACGACUUACCCAGAUAUGUUCGAGACCUCUUCAACGUGAUAGCACCGGACAUCCCCUCCGAUAUGCUGCUUCUGGACCGCGUCCAUAGGAUCCCGAAACCAAAACACCUGCCACCAUCCACACCGAGAGACGUGCUAUUGCGCGCCCAUUAUUUCCAUGUAAAAGAAAUAAUAUUGAAAUCUAGCCGUACAACACACCUGCCAACUGAAUUUGCAGGCAUCAGGAUCUUCGCGGAUCUAUCCCAAGCGACCCUGAAAAAAAGAAAAACGUUCCAGCAGGUGACAACAACUCUCAGGGACCACAACAUCAGGUACCGGUGGGGCUACCCCACAAAACUCCUUGUGUGGAGAAAUGGCGAAUUCAGCCCUCUGACCACGCCAGCAGAUGGAAUGAAGACACUAAAAGCAUGGGGCCUACAGCUUUCCCAAGCAGGACGCCAGCCACCCCUACCUGCAUCUACCAAAGUAACCCAGGACUGGAAAAAAGCCUAAGGACUGGGACUGGGCGCUACCUUCUCUCCAUUCCCGAUAUCUCUUAGUCAGGUUGCCAGACACGCAAGUAUUGCAACCACAGCAUCCCACCAACCCACCUAUACCCACAACCUCUAUUCCCCACACCAGCCUACCAAACAACACUUAUGCCACAUGCAACACACCAUGACCACCAAUCCCACAGGCCACCCAGCCGGUGGGAGAAGGAGGCCAUGACAUAUGGGGACAACCUCGAACUACAGAGGGGACAUAGGUACACGAUAACUGGGACACGAGACGACAAAAGGUCACGAAGCCUUUAUGACAAAAAAAAAAAAAAAACUCAGCUCACCUUAAGCACACACAGGGAGAGAGGGGAGAGGUGGAGCUCGUCUACUCAUGGUUUUUCUUUUUAUGCAUGUAUCAUUUGUACUGCUCAUAACAAGCAUGUUGGUAUCUCUUUUAUUCUCUUCUCUUAUUUCUCUUGUUCUAAUAAUGUCUAAUAAUGUUUAAUAUUAAAUGUUACAAAACUGUUACGACUUCCCAAACCACACAACAAGCUACCACGAGCCCAGGUAGCCACGAGUACCGUAUGACCAAUACGGAUAACCCCAAGGUGCACCCAAACUGCACCACUCCCCCUUGGCGGGGAACUUUGUAUAUAACUUCCCACCCCCCCUCCCAGUUUCCUAUGUCACCCACACCCGUACCCAUCAAACCUCACCCCCUAACCCAUGAGAAUACAAAGUCAGAACAUAUUCCAAUCACCACCUCCAAAAACAAGAUCAUACUCCUCAACCUCAGAGCCAAUGGGAAAGUAGGCAUUAACCACGCAUACAAAUGGCAGUGAAACACCUAUCCCAGGUACAGUCCACCCCAAACAUGAAAAUCUACUCCCACAAUACAAGGGGCCUCAACACUCCACACAAACGCAACAAACUACUGGAAGAUCUCAAACGGGUCAAAGCAGACCUAGUAUGUAUACAGGAGACACACUUUGUAAAACUCCGCAUCCCCAAAUUUGGCCUGGCCGAGUACCCCAUACAAUUCCACGCCGCACACACCUCUAAAGCCAGAGGAGUCUCCCUGCUUAUCCACAAAUCCCUCUCCUUUGAGCUGCUCAAGCUGAUCACGGAUGGUCAGGGAAGGUUUCUCAUAGCCCUAUGCAUGAUCAAUGAUGUUAAGUACACAAUAGUGAACAUAUAUAGCCCCAAUACACAACAAAGAAAUUUCCUCCACAAAGUCCUCUCAAAACUCGAGCCCAUCAAAACUGAAAAUACAAUGGUCUGUGGAGACUUAAACCACAUUUUAGACCACACUUUAGACACGUCAUUGCUUACUUCACAAUCCCGUACACAUCACCUCAAACCACAAUGCCAAGCUAUGACGAAACUAAUAAUGGAGUUUAACCUUUACGACACAUGGAGGGCCCUACACCCAACAGAGCGUCAGUACUCCCACUAUUCCCAAGUCCACAAAACACACUCAAGAAUAGAUCACAUUCUCUCCACUGGACCACUUCUCCGGAAAGUACUGCACUGUGAAAUAGGAGACAUAGUAUGGUCGGACCAUGCACCCAACGUCAUGUCCAUAGCAACACAGUUUACAUCCAGAGGGUAUGCCCCCUGGAGAUUGAACGAAUCCCUGCUGCACAAUGAUACCUUCCACAAUAUCAUCCAAAAAGAGCUCACAGAAUAUUUCUCCACAAAUAAUGACAAGGUAACCUCGCCCAUAAUGAUUUGGCAAGCUCACAAAUCAGUCAUGCGAGGGCUCCUCUUAAGCCGCGCAUCGUUCCUUAAAAAACAAGCACAAAAAGAACAAAUUACGAUCCUAAGAGAUCUUAGAGACGCCACAGCACAACACUAUAUACAACCUACGGAUACCCUGAUGAAACAAAUUGAGAAUCUGACAGAUCAACUGAACACUAUCGCAAUGACAAAAAUGUCAUACAUGAUGCAUAAACUCAAAACACGAAACUACACCCAGAACAACAAAACAGGCAAACUACUUGCCACACAACUAAGACAUAAAUACGCCCAAAAUAAGAUCCCAUACAUCUUAACCACAGAGGGGAAAAAACUGUACAACCCACAGAACAUAGUGGAUGAAUUAGCCAAAUACUACACCACGCUUUACAAUCUAAAAACAGACGCACAAACACACCAACCCACUACAUCUGAGAUCCAAUCCCUCCUGGCAAAGGUAUCCCUACCGCAAAUUCCCCAGCACCAUACGGAAACCCUGAAAACCCCGAUUUCAGGACAAGAAAUCACCCAAACAAUACUGUCACUUCCCCCGGGUAAAUCACCAGGCCCAGAUGGUUUCCCAAAUUUUUACUAUAAAACAUACGCGAACAUAUUGGCACCACAACUACUCCAAACAUACAAUACGAUGAUCGCACAAGGGACAAUGCCAGCAGAUAUGCUCAUGGCACACAUCACGACUCUCCCCAAACCAGGCAAAAUCCCAAACAAAGGGCAAAACCUACGCCCGAUCUCACUGUUAAAUACAGACAUAAAAAUAAUUGCUAAAAUAUAUGCAAAUAGACUAGCUAACAUUCUCCCAGCGAUUAUCCACCAAGACCAAGUGGGGUUUAUCAAAGGGCGGCAGGGUGCCGACGGAACGCGCAAGGUAAUCAAUCUAAUACAGAGCCUACGGAGGAGGGAGCACAGUGUAUUUCUCUCACUUGACGCCGAAAAAGCGUUUGACAGACUACACUGGCCCUUCCUCCUGGCGGUCCUGCAGAAAUAUGGAUUCCCAGAUACGUUUAUCUCAAUAGUAAAAACCCUAUACAGCAACCCGACCGCUAAAGUGGUGGGAGGAGGGUUCACAUCCAUUCCGUUCGAGAUCUCGAACGGCUCCAGGCAGGGGUGCCCCCUUUCCCCGAUGCUAUAUGUCUUGGCGCUAGAGCCACUCACGGCACUAAUCAGGGAAAACCCAGACAUCCAUGGGGUUCAAAUUGGACCGCGUGAGCACAAACUCACGCUGUUCGCAGACGAUAUUCUGCUCACACUUACUACCCCCCACAGCUCUAUCCCCACAUUUCUUCAACUACUACAGGAAUAUAGCAGAUGCUCCUAUUAUAAACUCAACCUAACCAAGACUCAAGCCCUAAGCCUAAACACACCCCAACAUACACCUCUAACCAAACAAUACAACUUUGAGUGGAGAUCAGACAAUCUCACCUUCCUAGGACUGACCAUCACACCCACCACCCUAGGCCUAUAUAAAGGUAACUACCAAAAACUCCUAAAGGAAACCCGAACCAUAUUAACGAGCUGGCGAAAAAAAUACCUCUCAUGGACAGGCAGACUAGCUGCCAUAAAAAUGAUAAUCAUCCCCAAAUUCCAAUACUUGUUCAGAACCUUGCCCAUCCACCUCCCAACUACAUAUUUCAAGGAAGCACAAAAACUACUCAACCAAUUCAUUUGGGAUCAUAAGAUGCCAAGAGUAAGUGCUCGUAUCCUUUACCAAAAAACCCCUGAAGGCGGAAUGAAUGCACCCAAUCUCCAAAUAUACUACCAGGCAGCCAUCCUAAAUAGCAUGAUACUACUUCACGGUCACAACAUACCCCCCCAGUGGGUAACAAUAGAAAGAGACGCGGUCAAACCACAUGAUCUUAUGGCACUAAUCUGGGCCCCCAAACAAAACAAGCCACAACACACCACACUACUACCGACCACCGCGGCGACACUACAAGUGUGGGGAAAAAUCAAACAUAUAUGUUGCUCACAAACCCCAUACUCUAGAGCAAUGCCAAUAUCUGCCAUACCCUCCAUAAUACCAAACUUUAACCACAAAUUAUGGGAAUGACAUGGUAUACAUCACAUACAUCAACUAUACCAAGAAAAUCGCCUACUAACAUUCACAGAGGUACAAAACCUUCAUAGACUCCCAACAACAGCCCACUUCUCCCACAGGCAACUUCACUCGUGGGCAACAAAACACCAAAACGAAGUGGAGGUCACGCCCAACGAACCUCCACUAACAUGCUUUGAGAAAACCAUACUCAAACGGACACCAACACAAAAAACCUUCUCACUGCUAUACACCAACAUAUUACAGCAUAACACCACAUUUAGACACUCCUUCGUCAUAGCAUGGGAAAAAGACGUAAGACAAACCCUCCCCGAAGCAACGUGGAGGAAGAUAUUUAUUACCCCCAAAACCCUCACACUCAGUGCCAACCAUACUGAAUUAUCCAGAAAAAUCCUCUAUAGAUGGUACUUAGUGCCCACACGCCUCAAACAGAUGUACCCAGAGGCCUCUGACAAAUGUUGGCGUUGCACCUCGACAGCUGGAUCGAUGAUCCACAUAUGGUGGACAUGUCCAGUACUACAACCCUAUUGGUCCGCACUGACAAAUCUAAUCCAAGCCAGCACAGGCAUCCAUAUACCACAAACCCCAGACUGCCUAUUACUCCACAACUACCCACCAAAACUCCCUAAAACAAUCAGAUACCUGAUCUACCAAAUCAAUAUAGCAGCCCUAACACUAAUUGGUAGGUCAUGGAAAAAGGCUGAAGCACCAACCAUGCCGCAAUGUAUACAAACAAUAAACGCCACUAAACGCUAUGAAAUAGCAAGCAGAACAGCUUUUUCUACCAAAGCAACCUUUUGGAAAACGGCUUGGCAGGUCUGGGAGACCUACGAAGCCACCCUCCCCCUCCCCACCGCACCAUAGCACACAAUCCGAAAACUCACCUCCAGAGAUAACUACUAUAGCAACAGACACUAUGCCACCUGCACGAUCACAGGUAACAACAACAAUAACAAUAUAACAAAUUACUGGGUGACAAAAUACCCCACGAAGCGAAUCCCUCAAGAUUCCUAACUCCUCCCUCCCUCCUACCUAACCCAAAGAAAGCAAAGAAAGCAAAUACUAAACAACUUGGACUUGGACUCUCAACCCCUGUAUACCCCCCCCCCUCCUACCUUUACCCUUUCUUCCCAGUUGAUACACCAUUGAAAACUGUUUGAAGUGAAUACUAUGUUAAACAUGUAUGUAACCCAACAAGAUGACUAUAUUUUUCUGUACACGUGACAACAAUUUGAUUUACAGACUGUACAAGGAAAUGUUCACUGUAAACUUGAAAAAUUGCUUAAUAAAAAAAAAAAAAUAAUGCUAGAAGUGAGUAGGCAAAGGGAUGUUUAAGGUUGGAGAGGGGUUAUUGCCAGAGUUAGAUUACAUAGGGUGUUCAGUGUAAAAAGGAUUAAAAACUUGAGUGGAGUCAUAGUUGUGGUACAAGAGGUGUUUAGAAUUUGAAUAAGUGUAUCUACAGGUCAGUAAUAGACUGAGGUAACUGACACUCUAAGGCAGCAAGAUACUUAAAUGUAGUAGAAGGCUGCAGAAAGUUAGGGUCUUUAUUAAUCCCUCAAGUAGCAAAAGAGAAGCUGACUUAGCACAACACAGCAUGCACCUCAAUAGCUUUAUGGACUCCAGAAACACAACAACAAAAUUUCAUCAAAAAUCAUUAUCUUUUAUCCAUUUGGAUGCUAUUUGAAACUUAAAAGGAACGCUACAGGGUCAGGAACACAAACAUGUAUUUCUGACCCUAAAGUGUUAAAAACACUAUCUAGUUCCCCCGCCCUCCCUUGCCCACUUAGAAAGGGUUAAAAUGUACCUAAUUUCCAGAUCUCCACGGGUCUACAGACGUUGCCCUGCCCCCAAUCCGCCGUUUUUGGCUGACAUCAUCAGAAUUGAUUAUCUCACCCAAUCCAAUGCUUUCCUACAGAUCUCCAAUGAGGCGGGCGGGGGCAUGGCAAAACGCUGCCCUGACCAAUUAGCAUCUCCUCAUAGAUAUGAAUUGGAUCAAUACAUCUCUAUGAGGAAAGUUCAGCGUCUCCAUGCAGAGAAUGGAGACGCUGAACGUCUGUGCUGCAAAACAGAGAAAGCACCUCUAUUAGCCAUCCAGCAGUGGCCAGUGGAGGUGUCUCUAGGCUUUAAUGUAGACAUGGCAUUUUUUUCUGAAAAGACAGUGUUUACUGCAAAAAGCCUGAAGGGAAUGGUUAUGCUCACCAGAACAAACACAAUAAGCUGUAGUUGUUCUGGUAACUAUAGUGUCCCUUUAAAGUUUGCUUCUCAUGUUUUAGAUGAGCUUUACUGACAAACUGUUACUCAAUAAAGUAGCUGUCGCUAACAGUAACAAGUAGCAGUUGUUCCCCAGUUGCAAAAUGUCACCACAAGCAACUCAGAAUGAUCAGAUUAACAGUUGUCAUAGAGUGUAAUGUCGCUAAUGUUUACUGGCUGCUAAAACCUGAUAAGUACACUCACAAGGGUGGUGGUGGUGGGGUGUGUGUGUGUGUGUGUGUGUGUGUGUGUGUGUGUGUGUGUGUGAUGCAGGGUCCAAUGAGACCCAAAUAUUACUUACUAGAUGUUUAACAAGAGAUCCUCUACCCUUUUCUUCAUCCCAAGGGCUGCAGGAUGAAGGGUAUUUUAUCUGGGGACCAUUCAUGCCCUGUAGAGUUUUCCCUCUCUGGGGUUUAUCUCACCACAGUCUUAUUCAUUGAUCCCAGUCAUAUUGUCUUAAUCAUACUCCCCUAUUUAUACCCACCAGCUAUAUUUUCCCUCAUCAACAAUUGUACCUGUAACCUGUCAGCAUUCCCACCAUCCCAACAAUGAGAGGGAGAUUUAUAAAUCAUAAAAAAUGGACCGGGCAGCAACAUAAUGAAGGGAUUGCUGGUGCUAACUGAGGUAGGAUACUGGUAUGGGAAUGAAUUCCAUAAAAAACAGCAGAUCGUUAAGUGUUGCCUGGGUCCAUAAUACCAAUUGGAACCUAGACAGGGCCAGCCCUGCACUCUGCUAUCAAUCAGUAGGUGUCAGUGUCUGGUAUUCAAGGCCAGGAGUCAUGUUUCCCACCAGUCACUAACAGAGGUAUGGCACAAAGAAGGGUGAUAGAAAAAUGUUGUGGUAUAAAUACUUCUUAUAGUUAAGAGAGAGGCUACUUUUAGAGGCAAUUCAGAUGUAAAUACAGGCAAAUAUCAAACUCCAUACACUGCUUAGGGACUUUGCAAAAAUAUAGAAAACCAUCUCAACAUGUAUGUAUACAUAUACAAAGUGGUAGAACUAAGGAAGAUAGCAAGAAUUUGCUGGACCCUCCCCCCAAGGAUGAUCACACACACAAACACACAUUCAGAUACACAUUGACACAUAUUCAGAUACAGACACACAGAAUUACACACAUUCAGAUAUACAGAAUGACACAAAUACAGAUACACAGACACACAGAUAUACAUACACAAAAAAAAGACACACAUGAACAUUUUCUAGACACCCUCCUUUUUCUUUUAGGAUUCAGGAGGAUGACUUUCCUGGGGUCCAGUCGGCUGCCUGAAGUUAUUGGGAGUCGGAGUGUCUACCAGUCCCCACUCCCUCCUCUUUUCCUCUAAUGCGCGGCUCUGUGUUAGCUGGGAGGAAGAGACCAUCUGUCACUUGCUCCAAGCGCUGACAUCAUUAGAAGGGCUCAGUGGUGCUAUUAAAGGGCCGCAGCGCUGACUGGGCCCCUAAGGAAACAUUGGCUUUGGGUGGCCCUUACAUAAUCGGCCACCUAAUGGGCCCCCUGAGAGUGCGGGCCCCAGUGCAGAUGCACUGCUGCACCGGCAAUAGUUCCAUCACUUUAUAUAUAUAUAUAAAUACUGUAUCUGUAAAUUGAAUGUGUGUGUGAGAAAACCCUGUGUGUUUUAGAAUGUGAGUACGUCCCCUGCCUUUACUCAAUGCUAUGGGAAUGAACUUGUAUGCUAGAGUUUCCAUUGCGAAGAGAUUGAUUAUAGUACAGGGACAGGACUGAUUGAGAGAUCAGUAAUAUUUACUAUGAAAGAUUGUUUUUUGUAAGUAUCAUUAGUAGGUAAUAGUGUCUGUAUUUCUACUGAUACCUCAAAGAAAAAGGAUAAUUGUGGAAAAAAAAAAAAUGUGCCAUUGUACUAUUGAAGCUAAAUUGUUUCUGAGGGGUUAAUUGCUGUUUCAUAAGCUCUGCCAGAAAAUGUCUAAAUCUAGCUGCACACGACUUCCUGUUCCAUGCAGUGACUUGUAUUGUUCCUUACCGUCUAUUCAGAUACAUUUUGGCAUCUUUAUCACUUGCUUGACUGGUUUCCCAGUUUCAUUUCCCCCCCCAAAAAAUUAUAACGAUUUGAACUUUGUGUAUGUCUUUGUACACUUUGUUUUUAUGCUGCUCUUUCUUCUAUAGAAAUAUGUAAUGGAAUUUCCCAAAGGAAUGGCUAAUAUCUUUGGCGCUCUGAGGAGGAAUCUUGUAUUUAACAUUUUUUUUUUACAGUAAACACUUAAUGAAAUGGAAAAUGUGACUCUGCUCUCCUCUAGGAAACUAUCUUUUGGACCGAUUUCUAAUUUAAUUUGUUUUUAAAUUACUUCAAACUUUGCUCCGGAAACUGGCAUUUAGAGAAUGAGUUGGGUGGAUAAAAACGUAGGUAAAUGGGUUAUAAUUAAAGAACAACAUUCCUGACAGUCACUUUCCUGAGGCAGCAGCUCAUGUCACACUUUCAUCCUCUUUGUCUUGUGUUUAGCUCUAUUAGUCUGAUGAGGUUCUAAUACAAAGAUCUCUGAUACCAGAAGGACAUGUUUCCUACUCUGCCACUAGAACACUAAUUAUAGACGUGGUGGGUAUAAAUCUGAUCAGAAAUUACCUCUCCCACAAAUUUACCCUGUUAGUAGUUUUUUUGUUUUGUUUUUUUUUCCCAUUUUGUUCACAAAGCUAAAAUACUUCCAAUCCUCCCCCAAACGUAUUUACUUUAAGGAUUUUCUGCAAAUGGCAUUGCCAACAGUUUUCCCUUUGAUCAUAAAGGGGAAAUUUAUUCACCAAAAAGCACAUUUAUGGUAACUUCAGAAUUGUCAGACAGCCACUAAAAGAACUUCUUCAUGAAGGCUUUCCAUAAUUGAGAGUCUUCGUGUUCAGCCUCAUCAAACACUGUAAAUGCCUCUCAUGGAGAAUGUAAUGCUUCGCUACGAGAAGCAUCCAAUUGCAACAUAUGCAUCCUAGGGGCCCGAGUGCUUCUUCGUUACACAGUAGUUGGCUCAUAAUCAUUUUUAAAGUAGCGCUCAAUAAUAAUAUGUACAGAAAUAACUUAACUUAACUUUAUAUAUUUAAUUAUAACAUUAGGGGGGGAUUAACGGAGCACUCUGUCUAUUAAUAUCACAAUAUUAUUUUAAUAAAAAACACAAAAUUCAUGGUUUUCAUUUAUUAAUGUUUCGUUUUUUUAUUAUUAUUAUUUGUUCCCCACAGCAAUUCACGCAAUACAAUAUUGUAACAGAAAAUGAAGAAGAUGUUUGUUCUGUUAUUCUGGCAGAGUCUCCUUUGAGCUCAUCCAGCUCCUCCACUUGCUCCUCUGCUGUAGAGUGAAAUUUACAUUCUUCUUUGAACAAAGCAUAAUGCGUGCACCUCCAGAAGAAGAAGAAAUGCCUAAUUUGAGAAAGCACAUAAAACUGCUCAAUGCCUAGUGCUAUUAGGAUUGAUCAACAUUGCUCCGUAAACACGAAACAGUCCAAGCAGUUGUAUCUGAAUGAUGUAUUCUUCCUUCAUUACUACAUGUUUUUUGUUUUUUUGCAGAGCCAAAGUUCAACUCAUUUCCUUAGUUACUUAUUUUCAAGUUUUUAGGAACAUAACAGUUCCUCCUUGUUACAUUUCUUUAUUUCUUUGGAGGGGUUUUGAAUGACUAUAAACGCAGAAAAAAAAAAACUGAUAACAUUCGGCUCAACCUUUGAUUAACUUAAGAAACGGAAAAUGACCUGUGACUAUAUAACAAUGGCUUCAAUGUGAAAUCUAUCCCAAGGACAUUAUAGGAGAUUUACAAAAUUUUCCUGUUCUGAAAACUAGUCCAAAGUUCAAAAAGUGAGGCAGUCACAAUAGAAACCGAUGGAAUAAGCAGAUGAAAAUGGAAUAAGCCAGAAUAUUGCUGAUUACGCCACUUUUAUAACUUUACGGAGUACAACACUUUGAUACAUCUCCCCCACUGAGUCGGACGUAAUACAACUUUUUAAAUCUUUUAAAUAUAAAACUGUGUGAAUUUCACCUACCAAGACAUUCCAAUGAGCUACAGAAGACCAUUUGAGUCACAUCUUUCCAACCAAUGAAUGCCUGAUACACUUGCUGAGGCCAGUGAGGUUUUCUCUCUUGAGUUAGUAAUUGGCUGAGGUUGGUGAGGUACCACAAUUCUUGACUAAGCACGUGUUGGUCAUAUGCAAGUAUUGUGAUUUGUGUACAUUAUAUGUAUAGUGGGUUCUUUGUUGUUUUUAUAGUGGACAUUUGUUGUUUGAAGGAAUCAUUUUUUUUCAACAAUUUUUAUUUUUAUACUUUUGUAUUAUGGAACAGUACAGUAUUAACAUGGGGUAGAGACUUCAAAGGGCUAACAAGGGUUAGAAAAGGGAGUUGGAAAACAAAGUUCGUAAGUAAGAAAUAUCCCCUUAACAUUGUAUACAGGUGGGUCAGGGAUGGAUGGGGUGGUUAGUAUAGGGAGGGUCAAUGAAGGAAGCAACCAAACUCUAAUUAUCUCUAAAGAUGAUUUAGGUGGAAUUAAAUUAACUAAUUGGGCAGGAUUGGCUGGUAUGGUCUGGUUUGGGCAUUGGAUAUGACAAUCUAACUGAGGCAUCUAUGCAGGAGUAACAAUUUCAAAGAUGCCUGGAGGGAUCAGAUUGAUUUUUAUUUUGCUAGUUUUAUGGGAAUGACAUAGUUUGACAUUAUAUUCGUUAGUGUCCAUAUUAAGUAACACCCAAUUGUUCCUAUUUAGGAAAGACAGUCCAUUUUCUUUUACCCAAAUCCCUCUGAUCCUCUUUUAUAAUUUCCCUCUUUUCUAGGCAAUUUAUACUGUUUUGUUGUUUUGUUUUUUUUGUCGAUCUUUCUUUUAUUAUGGCAGAAGAUUCACAAUGUACAGAAUAGUAAGUAAGGAGUUAAAUCAGAUGGCAAAUGGCAUAUUCAACAACUUAAAACAAAUUAUACUCCUAAGCGAGGCAGCCACUUUUUUAUAAUAGGAACACAUGUUAUCAGGUUAGAUAUUCAUGAAUGGAGUAAAAGUUUAGAUGCUAAGAACAUGGCCUGACAGGCUAGGUAUGCAUGAGUAUUUUACGUGGCUUGUACAGGCAUUAAUAUUAAACAAGAUAGAACAGUAUGCAUGUGUGCACAACUAAAAAUGAAUCAUGGUGUGUCUGCAUCAUUAAUGAUAACAAAAUAAAGGGAAAAGAAAAAGAAGAUAAAAACAGUUGAGAUUGAGACAUGCUGAUAAGAGAGAGAAGUACCACCUAGAGGAGCUCUACUGGCUACAGCCUAUGCAUACUUAAUAAUGGGCUUAGCGUUAUGUAAGGAGAAGAGGGAAACAGUAUAAAACCAGGGAGAGUAUAAUGGGCUCAGAGUUCUGUGGUUAUCCAAUGCCUGUUGCCAGCAGGCCAUGCUGAGGCAGGUGAUCAGGGUCUACAGGACCAUCACAGGCUGUAAAUCUCAUCGCUGUCCACCGGGUCCCACUGUUAUAUACUCUCCUCACUGCAGUCAGGCUGAGUCUUCAAUAUUCCGUAGAACGCUGGUCCGCUUGGGUGCUUGAGCCGCAUGCAGGUAGGUGAGAACGGCAAGACCUCCGUCUGGCAGGGUGUCUCCGUGUGGGAGAUCUGCGAGUAGGCUUUACCACAGGUGCAGGCUGUGUGGGAUGCUUGCUCUUUUUUGCUCUCAGCCUUGGAGAGUUACAGGCUGUUGGUACAGAGCUGGAGGCCUCCAUGGUCACGGCUGAAGUGAAUGCCACACACAGGGCGUUGAAAACUGCCUGAAACAUAAUUUCACAGUGGAGCAUGUGCUUGGUCGGUGCGGCGGCCAUCUUGGCUUCACCACUUGCUUCUUGUCUGUAAGGUGAGUAUACUGGUAAGCUGCUGUGCCUUGAAGAUGUAGUAGAGUUCUCUGGUGGGGACCAAGAUAUCCCCCACUGGUCCAGGGGUGGGGUGGGAACCAAUCUACUUGAUCUGCUCUGCCGACCAGGAUGCCAGGAGAGCGGCCGUCUCUUCUACUCCAGGUCCGCCUAAAGGCCGCAAAGUCAGGAGUCGGGUGAUCCAAUGAGUAGCAUCACAAUUUUAACAUUGGUUCGCCAGGAUGCCAUCGUGCAUGCGGUUGCGUUUGUGUGGUCUGAUCUGCAGAUUGGCGGCCAUUUAAUGCUUAAAAUUAGUGCUUGGAGCAGGAGCUUGCAAGGCAUGCUUCUGCUCUGCUCAGAUGUCAGGCCCGCCCCCAAUUUAUACUGUUAAUGCAUCUGAAGGUGUAACACAGCUCCACACCAAUUAUUCUCCCAGUAAUGUGUCUUUAAUCCACAAUAAAUGUGUUUAGAAAUGAGUUUGUCUUCAUCAGUAACAUCUGAGCUAUCCUUCCAGUCUUGCGCUGUGUGGGAACUAUGGGUACGCUCUCUGGUUCAAUAUCAGACCAGCUUUUGGUUCUUGGUUGUUAAAUUGUUCACCUGCGUCUUAGUGGAACUCACACUUCUUCGUUGUAGAUUAUAUCACAGUUACUAUGACCAGACCAAGGUGGCCUUCCGGUGGUUAACAAACAAGAGCUUACUCCUGAGCCUGUAUUUUGGAUGUUUAUUCUAUUUUUUUUUUUUUUUUUUCAUUUGUAGUUUAUUGAAGGUUUUAAGGCAGAUAAAUACUAUGCAGCAGAUUUUACACACUUAUCUUGUUUUAUUUUUAUUUUAGAUGCAAUUCCAAAUUAUAUCCAAUUGCUUCUGCAGUGCCUGCUACUUUUAAAUGACAAGUUUUUUUAAACAUCUCCCAGAUAGUAUAAGCCUUACUAUAUCUUCUAUUUCUCUCAGGCACCAUGUUUACUAAUUGAUAGAUAUAAAAUAAUGUAGGCAUAACUUGACAGUUUUACCAAUACUCCUAGGAUGAACCCAAUAGAUUUAAUAGCAACUUUGGAAGAACAGCACAAUCUACAUCUACAUCCCAAGGUGGAGAUUAUUUAUUAAGCGCAUUUAACUGUGUCUGUAUAGUUUAAUCCAGGGGUGCCCAAAGGGUAAAUCUUCAUAAUGUAGAACCACAACUCCCAUGAUGCUUUGCAUGCUUUUAGAAUGACUAAGCAUCAUGGAAGCUGUAGUUUUAAAACAUCUAAGGAUUUACCUAUUGGGCACCCCUGGUUUUAUACUUACACCCUGCUCCCCAAAAAUGCUAAAAUAUAUCGCUCAGGGAUUGUUUUCUGCAUCUCCAUAUGUCCUGAUGUUACCUUUGACAUGUUACUUUAGAAGCAUACUGUCAUGUCUGAGAAAUACCUAUUGUGUGCUCUUACAUCAAGUAAAACCUUGAUCAAUAAAAUAAAUGAAAUGUUGGGAGACAUGAU